This is a messenger RNA of Podarcis lilfordi (Lilford's wall lizard), 71900 nucleotides long. Lineage: Eukaryota; Metazoa; Chordata; Lepidosauria; Squamata; Lacertidae. The record is from the annotation of a GenBank genome assembly.
GGUCUCUCCCGACCUCCCCCUCUGGCAGUUGGGGGCUGUUGUCGCUGGGCGCUCGCCGAGGAGGGAAGAGCGAGGAGUCCGCGGCGGGCGGGCGCGCGAAGAGUGGGGGGAAACGGGGGACGAUUUCGACCGACCGAGCGACUGACUGAGGGAAGAAAGAGAGAAAGAAAGAAAGAAAGAAAGAGGGCCGAGAAGCGGAGGGGAAGAAAGAGACGCCGGACGGACUUCUUUUUUUAUAUAGAUAAAUAAGAAUAAAAUAUUAUUCUUCAUCUGACCCGCCCCCCGUCAGGUUUUGUUGUUGUUGUUGUUGUGGUUGUUGUUGCCCCGCAUGGGAUUAUAGCGGCGGCUGAGGCGGCGGCGGCGGCCCCAUGUUUUCUCCCAGCCAGGAGGAGCACUGCGCGCCCAACAAGGAGCCCGUCAAAUAUGGGGAGCUCGUGGUGCUCGGGUGAGUCGACGCGCGCGCGCACCUCUGUGUCUGUGUGUGUCUCGUGUGGACGCGCGUUCACGUGUGUGCGCGGGUUUCGCGAGGAAUCCCGCCGGUGGUGCCGUUGCGAUGGUGUGUGUGUAUAUGUGUGUGCGGACCCUUGUUUGUUUGUGGCCCCCUCCUCUAUUGUGUGUGUGUGUCUCGUGUGGACGCGCGUUCACGUGUGUGCGCGUGUUUCCUGAGGAAUCCUGCCUGGUGGUCGUGUGUGGGUUUUUUUUUUAAGAGAGAGGCUUGUUUGUGGGGAGACCCCCAUUGUGUAUGUGUGUGUGUGCGUAUGAUAGAAAGGGGGGGUAAAUUCCAGAGGGGGGCGGCUGUCCUUUUUGAGGGGUGGGUGACUCAUUUACUAUGGGGGUGCCUGUUGUGAUUGAUCGGCCUUGUUGAGAGAUUCCCCUCUUGUGAAUUCACAAUGGGUGAAAGUGUGUUGUGUUGUUCUGUUGUGUCGGUGGGGUUUUGUUCAGAGAUUGGGGUCUCUCUCUCUCCUCUUUUUUGAAGGGUGUGUUGAGAAACGGGGGGGGACGUGGUGCUGGAAGUGGGGUGUCCCUUGGUGCCUCCCCUUGGGGGGGGGAGGGAAGCCCUUGGUGUUGGCCUGGGUGUGGGGGUGUUGAUAAAGUGGAGAGAUACUUGGGGGGGGGUCUUGUUUGUCUUGGAGAAAACUGGGGGGGGUCUGUUGGGCGAGGGCUGCUGGCACCCCCACAAGGUUUUUUUGGGGGGGGGAUUGUUCAGAGAAAGUGCCCAGGAGGGGAGCCAGGACCCGUGUGUGUUUGUGUGGAGAAGUAAGUAAUAUAUUGGGCAGGUGAGGUCUUAUUGGGGAUCCCUUUCUCCCCAAUUAAGGGAGAUGAGGAACGUGCAGGGGGGAGGGAAGAGAAGAAGGGUUUCCCCUGGGAAGUGACUCUGGAGUGGGACCCAGACGUGCCCCAUGAGAGAGACCCCUGAAGUGAUGGGGAGCGUUGGGCGUGCAAGGGAGGAUAUGUGUUAAUCUCCUGUGUUCUUUCCCACCCAUCUAUAGCAUAAAAUAGUAGUAAUAUAUCUGUUACUACGACUGUUCGUUUGCUUUGAGAUACAAAUGGAUCUUGGGAAAGGAUGGUUGGAAAAGAUUCUGUUUAGCUCUUGGGGUGAGGUUGCUUUCCCUUGGAAAAUUACAUCUUUCUCCCUACCCCCCCUUAAUUUUUUGGAAGCAGGAAAGCCUCUGGGGGCUGUUGGUGGGAUGGAAAGACAUCUGCCAGGAGUGUGUGUGUGUUCCUUGCGGGGAGAGGAGUUUUGUGUAUCAGCUGGCAGGGAGGAGGUAAAGAGGAGUUUGGUGGCUGGAGGAAGACCCCCUGCAAAGGGAAAGAAGCUAAAGGGGGGUCUAGUCUGUGUGAGAAGUAAUCAGAGGGGGGAGGCAGGAGGAUUAGUGAGUGUGCUUGAGGGGUAGGAGUAGUUUGCAUGUGGGAGGGGUGGAAAGGGUGCAGAGGGAGGGGCAGGCAGGUGCUAGCACGCCUGGGGCCCUGUAUGCUUUGUGCUUGAAGUUAACAGAUAGAGACAGAUCCUAAAGUUGAUUCGUUCAUGUUUGGCUUUAGAAGAGGAGCCCCCAUUCAUUAACAGGGGGGUUGAUCCUCCAGCUGCCUGCUCCUCAUUUUCUCCGUUUACUCCUGGGAUGCAAGGGUGUGGGAGGGUGCACUGUUCAGGAAGAAAACACCCCCAGGAUGAAGUGAGGAGGGGAUUCAAUGGACUUCUUAAACUUUGGCCAAUAAGCAUGGCUUUUGUGCUUUUGCGUGUGUGUUGGGGUUAGGGACUGGUUGUGUGGCCCUACAAUUGUGGGGGGGGGGCUUGCUUUCUGCAGACGUUAGUCACAGCUUGUCAGGAGGACAUGUGCUUUGGUUAAUCCUUGACCCACAGCUUAGUCAGUUCCCUUGGAGCUUGUGUUUGCCUCUGGCCUAAUAUGUAUCUAGGACUGAAUUCCCCCUCCUAUCUUGGCUGAGCCUGCAGGAUUGCCAGGCAUAAUAGCUUGGCUUGUUACAUGGGAGCAGUAGAGCUGAGGGCUGUGUGCUUAGCCCUCUCAGGCAUGCCACUGUUUCAGGGCAAGGGAGAAAGCUAUCAGUGUCGUAAGAUACAGGAGCUGCUUCCAGCUUGGACAGAUCUCAAAGAAAACUUGCAACGUUCCCAAGUAUGCAAUAUGACAGCAGCAGAGAUGGUGACAGACUCUCUUUUUCUAAGUUCGUCACAUACAGAGGAAUGUGCAAAAGGAGAUUAUCCAUCUCUGCACAGAUCCUAGUCUGCAGAUGGCUACUCCCUGCCUUUAUGAUGCUCUUUGUAAUUAAAGGCUUCGUGCCAUCCACUUCCUGACUCCUGGCAGUGUAUUAUUUACUGUGAUAGACAUUGUUUUGUUUCCCCAGAUGCUAUGUGGUGUUGCUGAUGCAUAGUGGAUGGCAGAUGGGGGGGGGAGGGAUAUAUAAGAGAUGGACAACACUCCUCCUUCACUGCCAGUUCAUGGGGAGGGGGUUAUUUGUGUAAUCCGCUUGGUGUUAUGCUUCAGCCCUGCUGUUCUAGCUUGGAGCCUCGCUGCUGAGUGCCACAGAAACUGAUGCUGAACGUAAGGCAUCUAAGCCCAUAUUCACUGAGCCCCAGCGAGCCCUGCAAGUGUGUUUAAUCUCGAUAGCCGAGCGUGCAUAUGAUGUACAGCGGGCAAGUAAACUUGUUUGAUCGAAUAAACAAAGCAUGAAACACUCCGUGAGGCAUAGUCCUCUGCAUGGAAAACCCACCCCGUCUAUGAAAUAAGGCUCUGGAGUACACUCCAGUAAGCAUUAGCUGUUUUUGGACAUAUCCGAAAGGAUACAGGAUCAGUGGGCUUGAAACAAAGCCAGCAGCAGAAAACUGCUCUUACUUUAGCCUUCUGUUCUUGGUAAACCUUUGUAGCCUGUGGUGUGAGUUUCUUAACACUAUUCUGUGUUUGGCAGCACAAGGAAUCUGUCAAAAUCUGGUUACUAAGGAAUGGAUUAUUUUAGCAAUCGCUGUGAAAAUGUAACACGACUUCAAAUACUUGAAAGGCUUGAGAUGUGGCAAAGCUGUUUAUCUCAGCAGUUUCAGGUGGAAAAAUCCAUGUUAAGUUGCUAACAGCAGAGAGUGGUUUACUUGGAGUGGUGGCAUGCUGAAAGCAGAGGGGGAACCUCAGCUGUUCUGUUCAGGUUGUGUCAUUUCUGGAACUCCCAUUUAAUGUCAAAUUCUUAAUUUAAUUAGGUAGGACAGAUUCGUUUUGUGCUGCAGCUGCUUGCUUGGUCACAGCUGGAAUGGAAAGGAAUUAGCUGUUGUGGUUUUUAAUAGUAAUUGAAAGUACAGAGGUGCAGGACACUUUGGUUGCAAUUUGAACUUUGGUUUAGUUUCAAAACGUUUGUUAAGGGAUAUUCUUACUGAUUGCUUUCUAUGAACAAAUGUAUCCUGUAGCUGUAUUUUACUGCAGUGUGAAAUAAUAAAAACAAUGUGUGGCCCCUUUCUCAGUAGUCUGCAGUGUUGGAUUUAGGGGUUUGUGUUGUGUGCCCCCCCCCCCGAAAGCCCACCUCCCCCAGCUGUGUGUUGUGAAGCAUUUGAGAUUUUAAACUAUAUCUACGUAACUGAUACACAAUUUUAAUUAUUUUAUAAAAGUACCAGCCACCAAUAUUAAUAACACUGAUAUUAAAGAAGAUUUAUGCUUUUUACUGAAGCAGUUCUUUAGCUAUGCCAGUGAUACAUCUAAUCCUUUCCUGGCUGGAUUGUAGCAAAACACGUUUUGAAACACAAAGUGCCAUUAGGGCUAGAAUAUCUGGACAACAAAAAUCUGUUGAGCAGAUUGAGGGUGAGGUUUUCUGCUUGAGCCUGAACCAAUUUAUAGUAGUCUAUUUUGGAAAAAGAAGAGGAGAUUUUAAGUUGUUGUUUUACUCGAAACAUCUUCCUCUCUUCUUUUUUCAAGAUGCUUAAUCAUUCAGUACAGUGCUACAAAUAGCAUUUUGCUAUUUUUCCCCCAGAAUUGGAUCAUUAGUAGGAAAUAAUCACAGAACAGCUUGAACAUCUGUUCAGCAUUCUUUAAAAAAAAUACAGAAUAAGUAAUCUUUGUGUAAUCUUAUGCUAUUACCAGUGCCUUAAAAUGAAGAACUCCAGGUAACAAGGUUUUGAAUGAGAUAAUCACAUCCUUGGAGGAUUAGAAAUAACUUGAAUGGUUUGUGGUUUAGAGGUGUUAAUGUAAUCAUAACAGUGCGUCUUGUUGUGACAAUUGCUGAACUGUAGAUAUAGUAAACUGAUCUGUUUAAUAAUAAACAAACAAGCAAAGAAACAAAUAAAACUAGCUAAUUUCCCUUACAUAGCAAAGAAGUAACUUUAAAAAUAUAAGAAGACUGAAGUGAGUCAUUAGUAAUACUAAAUGAAAUAAUUUCGGACCUUCUGUCUGAUUGAGUUAUCUCUACCCUUCAGUGACUGCUUCACAUUCAGACAUGUCUGUAUAGGGAUAGUUCUCUGUACAAAUGCAAACUUGGGAAAAAUUAAUUGUGCUGGAAGAACUGUGCACACUUGCCAAAAAUAGCAUGUUAUUGCUGCUGUAAAUGCAUUUUAAUGACCUUUCCCCAGUAGCCUAGCUUGAAUUCUUUGUAAAUAUAAGUAAUGUGGUAGUAAAUGUGUGGGAAAGGCUUUCUUGUAUACUUUUAUGUGGCUAAUACUGUGAUGAAGAAAAUGCAUGCUCCUGUAAAUUAAGCCAGACCAGUAAAACAACUAGUUGAGAAGGACCAUCUUUGUGAUUUGUAAGAAUAUCCAGCAGAGUUGCCUAUUCCUAAUAUAUAUAAUACAUUGGUCCACUAAUUGGGAAGCAGAGCAGCCUGCCUCAGAUAUGAAACCUAGGAAGUGCAAGAGACUUAGCCAGUCAGCAAGUCUGUAUCCAUGUACUAUAUGUGUGUUCAUGCACGUUUCUAAAACAUAUAUAACUUUGGCUGAAUAGGCACAGGCACCAGUAUCAAUCCCUAGGGAUAGCACUGAACUGUUGAUUUUUUUCCUACUCUGUGUUUCCUGUUUCUUAACCACAGGAGGACUUCUUUUGUUCCAUAACUGUUAAAGUUACUCAGAAGUCUUUUGCAAGGUACUAAGACUUUUAAAAUGCUUCUGACAAAGCACACAGUGUCAGUUGAAUACUUGAUUUUAGUAAGUAUUAAGGAUGGUUGAAUCUGUCCAGUUUGGUUUCUCUCAGUUUCUCAUUUUUCCAAUCUUAAGUUCAGUUAUACACACUUUCACAUCAGUUUGCUUAAAAAAAAAAGUCAUGAAAUUUCACCAGCUUUUUCAUGCAAAUUUGUCAUAAUAUACAUAUGUUUGCAAAGCAAUUGCCCUCCCAAUAAAAUGCCAUUUUAAAAAAUUAUUUUUAAAAUAAUUAAAUGCAUUUUAUGCACACUUUACCUCACUAUAUUUUUGUAUGCAUUACUUGGUUGGAGAACUGCAUUGCAAGAUUUGGAGAAGGAGUGGAAAUUUCAAAGGAUGACUGUUUCAGUUUCUGUAUGGUUUCAGAAUGUGUGAAUUAGGUAGGUUUGCCUUUAAAUGUGGAUCUAUUUCCCCUUGCUUAUCCUUGAGAAGGAUGGAAAAGCAUUUUUAUAAGUACAGGGUGCAAGAAUCAAAAUGGGUGGUGAGUUUAAGAUUGCUGUUUGAGUGUGCAUGCUUAAUUUUACUUCUGGCAUGAUGUUGCUGAUGCAAAGCAAUCUCUGUCCUCAUAUAGUAAUCACUGGUUUAAAGUCAGUAGGAUGUACAGGGGUACCUCUGGUUACGUACUUAAUUCGUUCCGGAGGUCCGUUCUUAACCUGAAACUGAUCUUAACCUGAAGCACCACUUCAGCUAAUGGGGCCUCCUGCUGCUGCCGCGCCGCCGGAGCAUGAUUUCUGUUCUCAACCUGAAGCAAAGUUCUUAACCCGAGGUGCUAUUUCUGGGUUAGCAGAGUCUGUAGCCUGAAGUGUACGUAACCUGAAGCGUAUGUAAUCCGAGGUACCACUGUAUAAGUAACAGAAGCAUGGAAGCCCAGGUUUCUCUGCCGUAAGGGAAGGCAGAAAAGAAGCUCAGGCCUGGACAUCAGCUCCUGAAGUCAGCCUCAAAAUGUUUUGUACCAUUUGUUUGUUUAACAUUUUAAUUGUAAACCACCUUGGGUUCCUCAGCAGAAAGGCAGUAUGUAAAUGCAAUAAAAUAAGUAAGCAGCAACUAAUAGUUUGCCUCUGUAGUAUAUAUAAAUGUUUAAAAUAGACUGCAUACCUUUAGGUGCUUUGCUUUUAGAAAAAGAAAAAGGGAGGGGGAGAGCUAAAGGUACUGAUGGUGGCCUAUUGCUCUGAAAGAGUUCUCAUACUUUGAGGAUACUGAAAUAUUUAGGUGACAAACACACUUUCAAACUGCCAUAGCACUCUGCAUCCUGUCCUCUUCAAAUAAUCAAUUUUUAUGGAAGAUACAGUAUAUUAAAAGGGCACUUGAAAAGCUUCUCCUUAGGAUUGACUUUGUUCCUCAGGUGUAAUACUUUGAUGCAGCGCACAUGUAUUUCAAGGGAUUUAUAAUCUGCCUUAGAGCUACAUUCCAGCUAAAAUGGGAAUUGUUGUGCCCCUGGUUACAUUAGUACAGUGGUACCUCUGGUUAUGAACUUACGGUAUUUUUCGCUCUAUAACACGCACCAGACCAUAACACGCACGUAGUUUUUAGAGGAGGAAAACAAGAAAAAAAAAUAUUCUAAACGAAAUAGUGGAUAUAUGAUUUUUGUGGUUCAUGCUGUGGCCACAGACAUGUGAUCUGACAGUGAGUAGCCCAAUGCAAAAAUCCUGAGGAUCCAUGUGGAUCCAUGCUUUGUAACCACGGAGGAGGGAAGGAAGGGGAACCAUGGAUCCUCUGCUCACGACUGCAGCAGAUCCCCCACGCCACCCGCAGGCAUUCGCUCCAUAACACGCACAGACAUUUCCCCUUACUUUCUAGGAGGAAAAAAGUGAGUGUUAUGGUGCAAAAAAUACGGUAAUUCGUUCCGGAGGUCCGUUCUUAAGUUGAAACGGUUCUUAUCCUGAGGUGCCAUUAGUGAAAGUGCGCCUCCGGCGUGCGACUUCCACUCGCAUCCCGGGGCAAAGUUCUCAACCGGGAGCAACUACUUCCGGGUUAGUGGAGCUCAUAACCCAAAAUGUGCGUAAACAGAAGCGUGCGUAACCAGAGGUACCACUGUACCAGCUAUUCAGUAUCCUGUGCUCAGCCAGCACCAUCUUGCCCACUCCUCCGCCUAAAAUUACAAAGUUAAACAUCAUAAUGGAAGAACUGAAACAUGCCCACUAGAGUCCAGUGCCACUGCACAUUACUGCACAGUCUGCCAGUCAUGCUUGCCAUACCUGGACACAAUCCCUAACACCAGCACCAGUCAGGAUGCCGAAAGAUAAUUCUAUGUUGCUGCUAACACCUCACCUUUUGUUUUCCCUUUCCUCACUGCCUUCUGGACUGCUGUGUUGAAAUUGUUCUUUAACUUGUGUUCUUGUUAUUGCUGAUGUUUUAACUCCCUUUUGGUUGAUAGGCAGGAUACAAAUGUAACGAAGAUGCAAAUAAAUAAAUAAAUAGGUCUUCAGGGGUAAGAAAUAUUCUUAAUUAUUCUUCUCAGCCUGGAGCUGAGAAGCUAUAACAUAUGAAGGUAGACCCAUAAAAGCUUUGCCCAGCUGUGGAUUUUGGAAUUCUUAUUUCUAGUGGAUCGUGGUCUACUUUUGCUAUUUAUGGUUUCUUUUCUUUUCUGUAUGAAGUUUUCUGAAGGAAAAGAAAAUCUAUAUAGUGAAUGAAUAUAAAUGAAUAAGUCUGUAUUGAUGGGUUGGGUUUGUGUGAGUACGUUCAUGAAGAUGCUUGGGAGCAGUAGGUGUUGAUAGAAAUUAGUGUUUUAUUGAACUGUUACACGGUGCAUUUUUACUGACUGGAUAGGUCACUAACAGAGGCAAAGCUCUGUUUUCCUGCAGGUCAAACACCUGUAUUAUCCAACUGAGUUGUCUGUAUUUCGUUUUUAGUUUAUUUCUUUGUUUAGUCCAUUGUUUUCUCCCUAGCAUUUAUUGUACUACUUGCAUCUUUGAUGAAACUCAUUAAAAACACAGGUGUUCUUAUUUUAUUUGUGCAGUGUUGUUACCUAUUCAGUACAUUUGCAUGUAUUCAUACAAGGCAGCCAUGUGAUGAAACCUUGACUGGCUGACUUGACAGUAUGAUGGUUUUAUUCCCGGGUCAGUGGGAGUGCAAUUUUGUGGUGCUGGUAAUGUCCUUCCUAAUAGUAAUAGCUAACUGUUCUCUCUUUUCACCCCCCCCCCCAACACUGAGACAUUCUACUUCCUCUUUGCUUCUGCGAGUCUGAUUAAUUGAUCUGGAAAGAGAACAGAGGCCAUCGAAUCAGUCUCCUGUUUGGUUUCAUCUACCACCUGUGCCCUCCCCCUCCUAAAAAUACCCCCUAUAGUUUGUAUGCCAAAACCAGAAAGCUGGUAUGCUGCAGGAAAGUACUAUUUGGUUGUGGUUUCAAAGACAUUUACACUUAAGGUCUUAGUAAAGAAUGCAGAUACUUCAGAUAUGCUGACUAGCCGCACUUCCUGUCUCUCCCCCAUCUGCAGUGACAAAAUAUUCAGUCUACUUGGAUGUUUUGAAAGAGCUCCUCUUCUCCCUGCUCAGGAUUUGCUUCUCAAGUUAUUUAGUUUAAGAAAUAGGGUACAUUUACAUCAGUCAGUCUGAGGAUAGAUGGGAAUUGCAAGACCUCCAGCUGAUUCCAAGAAAAGAAUCUAUGUGUAUGGCAGGACUUUUUGCUCUCAAGGUUCUUUUUGCUCAGAGACAGAUGUAAUAAUAGUAUGUGUGUAUUAUACUUCUGGCAUGACACAAUAAAUUGCUUUUAGAUCAUAAUGCGCCUUGUAAGAAUUUAUCUUUUUUUAAAAAAGUGAGAACUGACCCUGAGCAGACAAAAAUGGUUUAGGUUUUUUCCCCAAGCAUGGUCUGGUUCUUAUUUUCUUUCUUGGGCCCAUAAAUGAAUCUGUCAAUGACUUGCCCUUUUUUACCAGUCCUGUGUCCUAGAAGGGAAAAGUGGGGUCCAUAAUGCAACACCACAGCUUUGAAUUUUUUUUUUUAAUGGUAAUAAGAAUCAUUCUGGGCAUGAUCCCAGAUUUUCUUCUCAGUGGACAUGUAGAGGAUUACAUUGAACUCACUAUGGACUUGCUCCUGGCUAAAUGCAGACUAUACCUUUGUAAAGUUACCUGGAAAAUUAAUUUUAUUUCAAAAACGGAAUUUACUUCAGAGUAAACAUACAUAGAACCAUAGAAUUGUAGAGCUAGAAGGGAUCUGAGGAUCAUCUAGUCCAACCCCCUGCAGUGCAGGAAUCCUGCCCACAGCCAUCCCUGGGUGGGCUUGAACCACCAAUCUUCUGGUUAAGAGCCAGACACACUGACCCAUUGCACCACAGAAGACCAUAGGAUUGUGCUGCACAUGUCUUAUUUGCCUUUGCUUCCUUUGCUGUAGCUUAUCUGAACUUAAAUUGCCAGACUUUUACCCUGAUGUGGCUGCACUAGGGAAAAUAAAUAUUAAAUGAAACAGAGCCUUUUAAAUUUAAACAUUAUUCUAGCAGUUCACUCCUCUUGAACUGUGAUUUAGAAUUUUUGAAGAGAUCUGAGAAUGGAUUUAAACUGAACAUUGCCUCUGGGCAGAAAAUGACAGCAUUGUUUUCACACACACUUGGCUUGAACAGCCUUCUACAAGUUGUAGCCCUGAGGCUGUAUUUUGGAUAGGAGGAGUCCCAGAGGCUUCACUGAAAUUUGCAAUCGGCCCAGCCCGUCUGAAAAGUUCCUUGCAACUCUGUUACACUUAGAUAUUUGUGGACUUCUCCUCUUUAAGUUUAAUUUUAUUACGUAUAGCAAUGGCCUGGUUGGCACACAAUGCUAAGCUAAAGUAUGAUUUAGCAUGAAGGAGCAAGUGAACAGUAAGAAAGUCACAUCCACUUUACUCCUCCCUCAAUCCUCCUGCUGCUGCACAAAGUCAUGGUUUGUUCUUAGCAUUGUAUGUGUUCCAUACUCUGGGUUGCAUCAAAGUAAUGACAAGCUGUAGCCAGGGUUUGUUCUUGGCUUCAAACUUCAAAGUGAGUUUUCCAUUAUUCUUCAGUACAAAUGGGGAUACAGUUGUACCUUGGAUCUCAAACAAAUUGGCUCCUGAACGAUCGAAACCCGGAAGUGAGUGUUCCGGUUUUUGAACGAUUUUCAGAAGCCGAACAUCCGGCGAACUCCCGGAAUGCAUUCUGUUCAAGAACCAAGGUACAACUGUAUUAUAUACUACACCACACAGAUAAGUAUAUACCUUCAAGGCAACUCAUUGGUGAGCUCUUUCCUAACUUGUUGAGAUGCUCAAAGGACCCGAAUGAUUUCUCUGCCUUAUCUUUGAUAGAACUGCAUAAUACAUUUCUACUGCUCUCUUGGUUUAUGCAGUAACUGAGUUAGACAUUACUACUGUAGUAGCUGCCUUGGGCAGCAUUGCAUAUGAGUAGUUGUUCUACCUGAUUUGUGAAUUUAGUAUACACCUCAUUGUACUCCAGAUGUGUGGAACUGAUGUGUGUUUUAAUCUGUAAUUUUAGGUUAUACUUUUAGCACUAUAUCUUAAUCAUUAUGCUUUUUAUUACUUGCUUUUAACAUUGGUUUUCCUGACAUUUCUAAUGCACGUUUUAUGUAAACUGCUUAGAGGUUUUCAUUACAGUUAAGCAGUAUACAAAUUUUGUUAAAUAAACAAAUUGUAGUCACCUACCAAGAAAAGUCAAACUUAGCUGCUGCUUAAGUAAAAUUAAAUAUGAUAGUAAAAUAUGCACUGUAGACCUUUCUGAUAAUGCUAAUCAGCUAGUGACUUCUGAUAACAGCAAACUAUGAGCAUAAAUUUUGCAAUUCAUAUACAUAGUGGAAAGUUUCUCAGCUGUUUUUAAAACCAUGUGGUUGGUUUUUCUUCACUUACCUUGCCAUAGUGAGCCCCCUAAGAGGAAAAAAAGUUUUGUUAGCUUUCAUCUUAAUUCAGCUUAAUUUAGAAAAAAGUUGACAUUCCUUCCUUGCAGGUAGGCAGGCCUUUCCUCCACCCCCAACCCCCUUUAUCUUCCUUUCUGCCAUUGUGUAUGUGGUUUCCUAUGGCGGGGUGUGUAGAUGUGAGAGGGAUGGGAAAGAUGUGCAAGGUGGAUAGAGUGAGACAAGAUAGAGUGGGUCUUCUGGUCUCUGCUACCUAUUUUCCCCUAGGUUUGGGAACUCAUGAGCCGUAACCACAUUAGGUUUCUGGCCUGUUGUCUGUAUUGAAUUACUAAUGCAAUAACUGGAGUAGAAUGUCACACUUUCUCCCUGCUCUGCCUCAAGCCAAAAAGAGCAUAACCUGAGUUUCAUGUUCUGAAAGGAUUUGAGGCUUCCAAAAUGUACUGUAAGAGGAAAGUUUUUCAGCAGACCUAAAAAUUACUGAGUUCGUAUGUUGCUCAUAUAACUUAGUAAGUUUUCCAGGAUUACUUCAGGACAUUUCAUGUCUACUGAUAUAUAAUAAUGCCCAAUAUCUUUAGCUCUCUUCUCGUGUCAAGAGAAAAAUAUGAGGACUCAAAUUGUGUAGGGGGUGCAUAUGCCCUGCCCCGGUGUCCCUGUGGAUGGGGGCCUUAUGUCCUCCUAAUUUACAAAGAACUGAAGAGGAAUUGUUGUCUCCAAACCUCGCUGCCUGCUCCAUGCCUGUCACAUGUAAAGCCGGGUUUGGGGAUGAUUGUAAGAUAACAAUUGGGACUCUCAAAAUGUGCUCUUGAUUGUUCCUUGGCAAGUGAGGAUUGCUGUCAGUGCCAAUGAGACUUGCAGUAAGCUCUGGAGGGAUUUGCUGUGCUACAGGAGUCCUGCUCAGGAACUCCAUAGGGAAGCUGAUCCCUUCCCACAGUGGGGCUUGCUGUAAGCACAAAUAUUCCUUUUUAUCACCAGCUCAAAUUCAAGGAGGUUAUGCAAAAGUGUGGUUUGAGGUGUGCCUGCAUCUGAAAAAAAAAAUGUAUUCUGGCAUCACCUAAUAGAUUGUGGCACUACAUGAUUGACAGGUGGGCGUCCUGUCAAAAUGACCCAUGUUGGGUGGGGCAGGUCAGAUUCCCCCACCUCUGGCUUAGAUCCUCAGGGUGUGAACUCUAGAUUCAGUAGGGGAAGGGGAUUAAAGCCAUGCAUAUGGGCUAAAUAAAUAAUAUUCAGUGUACCUUAGAAGUCCCCCCCCCAUUUUUUCUGUUUUGGUGUCAUCUUUAUUCUUUUUUGCUUCUGAGAGUAAAACCUAGGACUGUGUCUGUCUGUCUGCAUGCCUCUCCAUUUCCUCUGUCUUUCCUCCACCUUAAGGAUUAUGGGCCCUUUUUAGUGGGAAAGAACUUUUAAAGGCAGGUGUACAGAUUGAUACAGUGGUGCCAAGUCCCAGCGUGCAGCUGCUGGAAAUACAGCAGGUGUUUUGAUCAUUUGGCAGGACUUCUGCCUUCUCUAACCCUCCAGCAGUGGCUCCCAUGGUUGUCUUUGCCUCCUGGCGCAAGGCUGAGGUGGCAGCCCUUCCCAGCUUUCUGCUUUAGCAGGAAGGCAGGGAAAGACCUGCUUGCUUAGGAAACUUCCAGACAUGAGUUUAUUGUGGAAUUGUGUGCUUCUGGUGCUUGGAAGUUUUUGCACUGUCCACAGGAUCUCAUAAUCAUCUAAAUGCCAGCCCAUACUUUAUUUAACAGCCAACCCAGCUUUUCCCCUACUGAGGAAAAUUUGACAAGCACAAGGGGUUUUUUCAUCUUCAGAAGCUGCUAGUGUGAAAGCCCAUUAACAUGUUCUGUUUGUUUGUUUGUUUGUUUGUUUGUUUAGGGUGUUUGUUGUGUGUAUUAAUGCUUCGGUGGGUGGCCUUUUUUUGCUACACCCUGCUUCCAUUUAUUCUUCACCUGAACAUAGCCUAGCCAUGGUUUUAUAGUGGCACCAAUCUACAUGAAAUUGGUAGGAGUGGCCAUUAUGAGAUUCAGGGAGAUGUGUCACUAGAGUGCUGAUGAUACUGAGCUCUAUUUCUCUGGAAUAUCUGAAUUGAGAGAAGCCAUGCAAGCCCUGGGCCAGUGGUGGGCUGAAUGAGGGCCAGAUAACAACAGCAGCAGCAACAACAACAACAACACACUUAUUAUUAAUGCCUCCCAUCUGACUGGGCUGUCCUGAACCCUUUCAGAGUAUUUGAGACAGAUUCCUUUUCCAGUAAGAUAAAAACUAUAAAUAAGAAAUAAAGAAUAAUACACAAAACAACCAUGCUGAUUACCCGAUGCUUGUUUUUAAAAUAAAAAGCCAUGUUUGGUAAGAACUAAGGUGCUGGAAGAGGGUGUUUCCACCCCUUUCUGCUCAUUUUUUUGACCCCAAUCAAAAUCAUCCUCAUGCUGUCAUUUGUCUUGUGGGGGUAAAUACUGUUAUCUUUUAAAAGAUGUCCAAAAAUGUUGGCUUAGCUUACUAGGCACUUGUUGUGUUUGGUUGACAUUAAGAAACAGCAGGAGUCUCUCCUUGCUUUGAGGGGGCUCCUGCUGUUUCUCACCAGUUUAAAAACUGUAAUGAAAUGAGGCCUCAAAUAUAGGGAUCUGUGUGGUGUCAGGUGUCCUUCUUCACAGAGAGUGGCUGUGUGGAUGCUUGUCCUUGUUCCUUGGGGCAGAACAGUAGCUGAGGUGUGCGACCUUUGACUCUGAAAACCAUGUUAGGAAAUGGGGAAGUAUUGAACACCUUUCACACAGCACUAUGUCUAAUCAAAUUGGCAACCCCAUUACUGCAUUUCACUAAAAAGAAGUUGGUAGAUCAAAUUCUGGAUCUUUCGUGUAACAUAUAGAUGGAGGUUUUAGGGGUGUAGUUUUGCUUUGCAUUAUAUUUAUUUUCAGGGUCUCUUAUUUUUGUGUGUCUCUUUAAUACAGUGGUACCUCGGGUUAAGUACUUAAUUCGUUCUGGAGUGCCGUUCUUAACUGAAACUGUUCUUAACCUGAAGCACUACUUUAGCUAAUGGGGCCUCCUGCUGCCACCGCACUGCCAGAGCACAAUUUCUGUUCUCAUCCUGAAGCAAAGUUCUUAACCCGAGGUACUAUUUCUGGGUUAGCGGAGUCUGUAACCUGAAGCGUAUGUAACCUGAAGCAUAUGUAACCUGAGGUACCACUGUAGUGGUGUUUUCAUAGGUGUGUUGUUGUUUUUUGCAGUCACAAUCAUUUUGCCCGCACAAGUUUUAAACAUAUAUUUGUAACUAUAAGGGCUAAAAUACUUCUUAAAAAAGAAAGCUGAGAAAUGAAAUACAUUACAUUUCUACCAGUUCUGUAGUCACCAUUUUGUGCUUACACAGAAACAUGGAACAUGUGCUGCAUCUUUUUUUUGUCUCAUGCCAUACAGAGGGUGAGUGAGGGUUUAUUUCCAAGGGCAGAGUUUGAAACUACCAGCAAAGCCCAAAACAAAGGCAAAAUUGUGUUUGUGGACUUAGUAAACCUUUGGGCAUAGUUGGUCUAAGAGAUUACUGUUAAGUCUAAGAAGCAUAUCAUGUGAUGGAAAUUUUUUGAACCCAGUAGCUGUGGAUUUUUUUCUUCUCAAAGUUCAAAGGGGAUUUUUUUUUUUUUGCAAGCCCUCUCAUAAGAAAAGUUAUCACUGCUUUCUAAUCUGUAAGAGUGUGUGAUGCAAUAUUCCUUGGAGCAAAGAAUGGCUGUGUCCUAGUCCAUUAAUGCUUCUGCGGUGCACAGUCAUCUUUUCGGAUACCCUCAGGAAUGAGAGCCGUAUUGUUGAAAGCAACUUGAAAGCACCCUAAAUAGGGAUGAGAAGCUUCUAUUCCAGACAGACUUCUAUUCUUUUUGAAAAGGAGAAAUACAACAGCUGAAGAUUUCUGGAGAUACAAUAUGGAAAAAGUUUCACCGGCUGAAUUUUUGUCUUUUAAAAGCAUAGGGAGCUGGCAACCACAAACUCCCUUGGAUAUUCUUGGCAAUCUAUUAUGUCUGUUUUGCCGCUUCUGCUUUUCCAAAGCUGGGGAGAUCCCUUGCCCACCUUUCACAAUGUGCUGAAGUUUUGAGCUGACAUAAUCUUCUGCAUUUUCUGCAUGCCCAGUGUGGCAUGAGAUUCCCCUGCCCAUAUUCUCUUCGUUUCAUGGGGAAUUGAGGGCAAGGAAUUUGCUUGGCAUCCUGGCCAGAGGCUAUUGCUCUCAGUGAUCAAAUUUGUGGAGGUCUUUUGGGAUUACACAGAUGAUCUGGUGCUUGUAGCACCAGAAAGUGCACCAGUUUUACAGUACUGCUAAGAGCGUGGUGGCGGAAAGGCAGUUGAAGGAACCUUGUUCUUGAAUACAGAAGAAAAAGGGCCUCGAGGCUUGUUCAUUAAACACAAUGAAUAUGUAAUCGUGCUUGUUUUUCAAAGCCCCAGAAAGGCUUGUGGGAGGAAAACUGCUUACAUUGAGGAACAACUCAUUCAAAAAGUGGGUGGGCAGAACAUGGAUUGCAGGCUGAUUUCAGGUUGACUGUCUUUAGCACCUUGCGUCUGGCUAUGGCUAUUGAGGCUUCCUGGUGCUCAGAAUGCUUGCUACCUGCUCUUUCAUGCGCCUUUCUGAGCUACUGAAACAGAUGGGGUGGAGCUCAUUGGCCUAGUGAGGGGUAAAUACAUGAAGUGCCUUUGUGGAGAUUGGCUGAGGAAAUCAGUGCGUCAGUCUAGAGUUGGGGAAGGUAGAGAUGGUUGAUCAUGUAAUAGAUAUGGAGCAACUGCAGAUGGCUAGGAGAUGACAGUGGCAAAAUUCUAGGUGUGCCACACAGAGCUUGAUAAUAUUGUGGUCAGUGCCAUAGGAAACUACCUUCUAUUGGAUUAUAUUAUUUGUUAACUGAGGUUUGAACCUAGGACCUUCUGCAUGCAUAAACCAAGCUCCCUCCCACAGCAAAAAUUAUGGGUCAGGUGGCCUUAAGAGAGUUGUGUUGGGUGGGUGAGUUGUGCAUUUCCUGGGGAAAUGAGCAAGGUGUUCUGAGCCAUCUUGGGUUCCUCUCUACUGCCUGUUUUAUGUGACUUGAAGUGGAGAGCUUCGCAGACGUAUUUGUCCUCUCUUCUCUAUGCUAGAUGAAAAACCUAGAUGAUUUAUCUUUCCAUUGGACACAUUGUAUGAUUUUCAUUUCUAAUGCAAAGAACCAACACGGGUAGCUCACAUUAAUAGCGCCCAGUUGAACUUGAAAUAUUGUUUACCAUAGUAAAGAAUCUCCAACUUUUCUGAAGCUAUUUUAGCUCUGGUGUGUUACUGGAAUAUUCAGUUUUUCCAUCCUGAAUACCCCCCAAGUGUGACUGUAUUUUAUUUACAACAAGUAAUAGCUUUUGCUCAUUAAACUAAAUUACUUUAUACUCAGUAAGAUUGUCCUCUGAAUAUAUAAAUUAACUUACACUUAGUCUUCUAAUUUUAAAAACUUGCUUCUACUUUUUAAAAGUUGUGUUUCAUUAUGUAUUAUAUGUCCUUCUGGAUAGACCCAGAUAUUCUUUCAAUGGUGAGCUUGCUGUGGAAGCACUCUUCCUGCAUUUUGGACUGACCUACAGUUUUUUUGUCAGAUGUAGCUGGAGUGGGAAACUGUUCUUCCUGUUUGGGGCUGAAGAGACUGCACAGUGCAGAUUGUCCAUCACAAUAAGCAGUUAGGAAACCAUCUAUUCCCUCUCACAUUUCCUCAUCCCGUCCUUGAGAUUUCAGAAUGCUGAUUUAAAUGAAUAAAGCUCCCCCCUCCCCAAAUUUGACUGGAUAAAAAUGCUUUGUUCACGGUGGGAGACAAAGUAGACAGCCCUCUCUGCAGCACGAGAAGAGUUGUGAAGCAGUAGCAGCAAUGAAUAUAUACAUAUCCAAAGGAGAAGGUAAGUAAUGCAUCACUUGAGUGUGGCAUUCCUUCUUCCUUUGCGUAAAAGCUUAUAAAAGGGCAAAAAUAAUGAAUUAGGCGUUAGAUCUUCCCUAUAGCAGUGUGAGAAAACUGGGAUAGGAAAGCUGUUUGGCCACAAGGUACCUGGAACCUGGGUUUUGGGUGCCAAAACGGAAUGUUUGCUCAACAUGAAAAGGCACACGUGGAGCCAGGUGGAGAAAUUAGGUAUCAAACCUUGCACCCGGACAUCUCCACAUCCUUCCAAAAGGCCGGUUGCCAGUUGUAAAAUGUGACUGGUGCCUGACCUGUUUAAAAUGCUGCCCUACAGCAACCCAGAACUUAAGUUUUAGUGUUGGACACAAUUUCACACGGCUAACAAGUUUCUUCACCUCAGCAAAUCUAUAGGCAGCAGACACUGUGGCAGUUAAGUCUCCAAGGACUUUCAAGCCCACUCUGAUAUGAAUGGAGGAUGUUUUGAGGUUAUAUAGCAUCAGUGAUUGGUGAUUAUCUGUUGUGUAUAUUCCAUCUGGUAUGCAAAAUGAAGUUGCUGCUUGUGUUUACAGUUGCACAAAUACUUCAUUUACUUAAUUGCUCUUACAAUUAAUACUGCAUUAAUUAGAAUUAAUACUUAGAAAUAAAACAGGGUGGGAAACCUAUCCUUCCCUAAUCUACAGUUCCUGCUAAUAAGGGCUCAGCUGUGCAUGCUACCUUUACUUCCCGACUGAGAUAUAAUAUUGUAAUUAAUGGAAACCGUUAGCUUGAGAAUGGCAUCAGAUAAAACUGAGCAAGGUGGGCUGGUGUUUCCAACCAUAUCAUACUGUCAGGCUUCAAGGUUUUUGUUUUCAACGAGUUGCCUAAAAUGUAGCCUCCUGGGUGCUCAGAUUAGUUUGUGGCUACAGCAGAGCAGUCAGAUAGGGAAACCAAUGGCUUCCUUGGGAGCAGGCACUGAGUUUAAAGACACUUCAUGCAGCCUUUUUAUUUCCACAGGCGCUUAUUAUGAAGAUCUUUUCAUUGUUUUCCAAUCCCUCUAAGAUGUAAACACAGUAAAUAUUGGUGGUGGAGGAGGAAGCGCAAAUGCAAAUCAUGAUGUAAACAUUCCUGGCAGUUAAAUGCAUACCACAAGAUACUGUAUUGCCCAGAAGGUAAUCAGGCUAAGGUUCAGGUUCAACUAAGCUUUGGGGGGAAAUGGUUUAGAGUUGGGGCCGUGAACCUUGAGUGCUCCUUUUUUUGGUAUGCACCAUUUGUAUGUUGCACUCAUAAAGUGAGAGAUUAUAAUCAGGACUGUUCCUCAUCUCACCUUCUGAAGACUCAGUAUAGUCUAGUGAAUGAUACCCCGUAUUUGAAGCUAUGGGAAAAUGUAAUAUGAGGCAGUAAAAGAUCUGUGUCUGAGACCUGCGUGUGACAAGACACUAGAAGCUGGGCGUCUUUUUCCACGGUUUAUACCUGUAACAUUCACAUGCCUGGACUCUGAUGUUUCCCAACUUGCUCGCCCGCCCUUGUGGUUUUGGAUUUCCCUAAGCAGAGAUAAUGAUGAAGGAAUAGAUGACUGACUGUUCAGGCUUCAAGUUUCUUAGGCCUUCAAGUUAAAACCACAGCUUGAAUUGUACCUCAGCAACUAGGAAAGGUGGGUUCAAGUUCCAACCCCUCUCCUAUCUUUUUGUUAUUGUUAAUAUUAUUAAAAUUAUUAUUAAAAACAGCAUAAACUAGAUAAACACCAUCAUGGGCAGUCAUGGUUUAGUAGGAAUGGUGAUCAUCCUCAUCAAAGGGGCCACCAUUGUGUAAUGAUUCCAAAUUAAGGCAGGACACGAGCUUGCUUGUUGGUUCAAUAAUUCCUCUGAAUGGAGCUGCCUUCUAUUUACUAAGUUGUUGUUUGCCGUUGUUGGCAUUUAUUUAUUUAUUUAUUUCACAGAAGUUAUGCACUGCUUGAUUGUAAACAACAACAACCCUCAAAGCAGUUUACAAAGUAGUUUAUUUAUUCAGUUUAGAAGUCGCUUACUGCAUAUAGACUCUCCAAGUCACUUGCACAAUUGUUGUUGUUGUUUAGUCGUUUAGUCGUGUCCGACUCUUCGUGACCCCAUGGACCAGAGCACGCCAGGCACUUCUGUCUUCCGCUGCCUCCCGCAGUUUGGUCAAACUCAUGCUGGUAGCUUCGAGAACACUAUCCAACCAUCUCAUCCUCUGUCGUCCCCUUCUCCUUGUGCCCUCCAUCUUUCCCAACAUCAGGGACUUUUCCAGGGAACUUGCACAAUUAGAGGAAUGUAAAACAACGAAAAAGAACAAUACAAUACCAUAUAGAUGCCCCUUGUUGCGACCUUUGCCCCGGGAUGCUAGCGGAAGUUGCACUCCGGCGGCGCGGCAGCAGAGGGAGGCGCCAUUAGAGAAAGCAUGCCUCAUGUUACGAGCAGUUUCAGAACGGAUUAAGUACAUAACACGAGGUACCACUGUAUUUUACCUGAUACCUGAAGGAUGUUAAUUAUGGUGCGCAAGAGGGGAGCUACAACUGAAAAGGCCCUCUCUCUCUUUUGCCAUCUUCUACACUUCCCUCGGCUGAAGACUAAAGGGCCUUGGUAGGUUCAUAUCAGAAGAUGCAUUUUGGAAUACUGAGCUUUACAAGGUUUUAUAGGUCAAAACCAUCACUUUGGACUGGACCUGAAAAUAGGCAUGCAUCCAGUGCAGCUGUGGCAGGGUCAGUGUUAUAUUUGGCUUGCCUAGAGACUUGGCAGUUGGGUGGUUGCAUUCUGUACUAGCUGCAGUUUCUGGACAGUCUUCAAAGGCAGCCUCACGUAAAGCACCCUGCAGUAAUCCAAUCAUUACGUUACCAUAACACAGAUUACUGCUGUCAGAAAUCCUUACCCAGAUAGUGUUGUAGUUGGGUCAUCAGCCUAAACUGAUGGAAUGUACUUUGUGUCCCCCAGGUAAAAGCAGUGGAUUCAUGUAUUUUAAUCUUUUGUUGGAAGCUGCCCAGAGUGGCUGGGGAAACCCAGCCAGAUGGGCAAGGUAUAAAUAAUAAAUUAUUAUUAUUAUUAUUAUUAUUAUUAUUAUUAUUAUUAUUAUGGAUCCAGGAGGAACCCUAAACUACAGACCCUCUCUGUCAUAGGGCUUGUGACCCCAACUAGAGCAGGCUGAAUAAUAUCAUGGUCAAUGGUAUUGAAAGCUGCUGAGAAUUUGUUUGCUUAUGAUACUCAAACCCUCCCAUUUCCCCCACCCAGUCCAUAACACCAGGGUUUGAAUUAAACAUAGAAUGUUACCAUUUGUGAGCAUGGUUCUUUCUGGUGGCUGCUUGAUUUUCAUGGGAAGAAUCUGAUGCACGUGCCAGUUGCCCUGUCUGGACCGGGUGCACUUUCUGGGUUAAGUGAUGAAAUAGUGACAGCGCAGUGCUGUCACUAUGCAGAAGUGAGUGAAGUUCAGAGUUCUGUGAAGAUACUUCGGACAGCUUCUUGUACUUAGGUCUUCUGCAUGUACUUCCACUAUCAAUGCUGAAAAAUGCAAUGGCACAAUUCAGGCCACCGGGCAAGCAGCACCCACGUGUGAAGGGGGUGAAGGGAGCUUGAGUUUUAUUGGAGAUCUGUUUCCCACACUUGUGUGUAUGCCGACAUCCUGCAGUUGCAUGGGCCAGUGGUGCACUGCCUUGUCUCCAAAGCCUGUGUUCCAGAUCAUUUUGUUUUUAAAAUGUGAAUGCUUAUGAAGGAUGUUGCUGAGACUCUGGCGUUCCUUGUUGAUGUGGAGUGGUCAAGACUUUUACUUUUCAUUCCACAAAUAGCCUCCAUUGUUUACCACAGUUAUCAGUUGCCUUUUGCACAGUCUCUUUUCCUUUUAUAAUUAACCACGAUGGGAAGCACCAGCUCUUCAGAUUACAGCUUCCUGUGGUGGGAGCAGAGCCUUGCCAAAGUAGUUCAGUUAAAUGGUUUUAAAUCCCCUCUUCCCUGCUCUUUUUCUCUACAGUGCAUAGAGUGACGGAGAAGGGUGUUUUCCUACAGUAAUUAUCUGCCUUAUCUUAGAGAUGUGUGCAUUCAUAGUCCCUCUUCAGACUAUGGAAAUGCUUUUAGAACCCUGCUGUGUUAAUUUCUGAAACGAAUUUAUUUCUUAGACACAGCUCAUUGGCAGAGCAUCUGCUUUGCCUGCAGAAGGCCCCUGGUUCAUUCCCCAGCAUCUCCAGGUAGGACUGGGAGACAGCCUCUGCCUGAAACCCUGGAGAGCUGCUGCUGGUCAGUGUAGACAAUACUCAGCUAGAUAUAUCCAGUGGUCUAACUUAGUAUAAGUUAGCUUCUUGUGCUCCUGAGUAUCCUGUCAGUCACAAAACCUUGAACUUGUUAGCUAAUAUGCAGCCAGUGCCAAUCUUUCAACACCAGUGUAAAAUGUGUAAAACUGGGGGUGUCUACCAGCUGCAUUUUCUACUUGCUGCAGCUCCUAAAUCAGGUGCAAGGGUACCUCCACAUAUAGAUCAUUACAGUUGUCUGAUCAUGAGGAUACCAAUAUAUGAAUGACCAUGAGAAGUCUGUCGCUGCCCAGUAAUGGUUAUAGUUUGUGCACCAGCCAGAAGUUGGUAAUGAGCUCUCAAUGCUGUUGUAUAAUAAUAAUAAUAAUAAUAAUAAUAAUAAUUUAUUUAUACCCCGCCCAUCUGGCUGGGUUUCCCCAGCCACUCUGGGCGGUUUCCAACAAAAUAUUAAAAUACAAUAGUCUGUUAAACAUUAAAAGCUUCCCUAAACAGGGCUGCCUUCAGAUGUCUUUUAAAAGUCUGGUACAGUGGUACCUCGGGUUACAUACGCUUCAGGUUACAUACACUUCAGGUUACAGACUCCGCUAACCCAGAAAUAUUACCUCUGGUAUUAGGAGAAUCUCUCAUGUACAGUCAUACCUCAUGUUACGUUUACUUCAUGUUACGUUUUUUCAGGUUGCGUCCCGCGGCGACCUGGAAGUACCGAAAAGGUUUACUUCCGGGUUUUGCUGCUCGCGCAUGCACAGUAGUGCUAAAUCACACUUCGUGCAUGCGCACAAGCACCAAAUCAUACUGUGCACCUGCGCAGAUAUGGCGCUUCAGGUUGCGGGCUUUUCAUGUUGCGAAUGGGUCUCCGGAACGGAUCCCGUUCGCAACCAGAGGUACCACUGUAUUCUCAAAGGUUAUUUAGAGGCAUGGCUGCUUCUCUUGUCCCUUACUUGCAAUGGCAUAUUUAUUCCACAACUAUGCAACUAAGCUACCUGAUCCAUCCUGCCACCCCUUGUAAAAUGCUACACUUUGAACAUGAAAGUGGCAGAUAUAGUCAGUGAUAGAGCCAAACUCAGCAGUAUGUUUUCCUGUUCAAGGCUUCCGCUGCAGGGUUGCCAUCCUGUAUUAUGUUGCCUCUCAAAAAGAUGUUGAUGAAGAAAAUGCAGUUUGCUUGUCUUUAACAGAUGUCCUCUGAGGAGUCUUUGUUGUACUCACAAACCCACUCUCCAUCUCUGUUGCUAGCACCUCCCAUGUUUACAAGGGGUAUUCCUGUGGUGGUCAUGAAGGAAUGCAACAGAAACUUCCUACCUCUUGAGGAGGAAAAGUUUCCUCUUGAGGGAAGAAGCCUGAGUGCUAGCUCCUCAGCUUGAGUGCUAGGUAGGUUGCAAAGGACAGUCAGCAUAAGAGCAGUAUCCCGAUCUGUGUGACUUCACAGAUGACCCUUUAAAGAACAUCACAUACAGGUGAAAAACCUCCUUUCUCCAAUCAUUAUUUUGCUGAUUGGAAUCUGUAGACAGAAUAAUGUUUUUAAAAAGCUAUAAUAAAUAAACUGGCAUUUCCCAUUACUACAGGGGGUGAUUAAAAACCUCUCAGGAGUUUUCAUAGUAGUGUGGGCAUAUUUAAAAAGCGGGAUUUUAUAAAUCCAACUUUUAACAGAACACAUAGCAAUAAAGUAAUUGAUCAGAUGCAUUUAAGUCUAUCUGCAGUGCAAAUGGAACAUGCCUAAGUUUCUACAGAGUGAUGUGUGCACAUUGGGAGGUGGUUUAGAAAAGGGUCAGAAGAUACUAAUGUUCCUCUUCUAAGAAUGUGUGGACACAUUAUUCAUAUGCUUAAACCUCACUCAGAACAACAGUUUCACCCAAACUUGUUGGGCUGCCAUAGAUCUUUAUAUAUAGGGACUAAUGAUGGACACAAUACAACAAUGUUAUGGCCUUCCAUUACUGAUUUGCUGCAUAACAAACUAGAGUUUGAUCUUUUGAAAUGGUGAACAGAGUAUCCCUUCCUAUAAAUAGCUGGGCAUAGCCUCAAAUGGUUGUGAAUUUUAAAAGCCUUGCAUAAUUGAACGCUUAAACGCUUUUAGUAGUUCUUUAAAUUAUAAGCUAGAUAGAUGUCAUUCCAACAUUAAUGACAUAUGAAAGCCAGCAGUAGGGUGUUUUGUUGUACUGCUAUUUUUUAAAACCAUUCCACAAAGGACCAAAUGUUAAAGCUUGCUAGCAGCUGCAGGCCUUCCAGACAACUUUUUUUAUAAAAAAAUCUGUAGCUUGUACUGAUAAAAAGAAGACAUCAAUGUCAAUAAAGACUCUAAGUAGAAUUGAGAAUACUUGGGCUUUAGGGAGUAAGAAGAAUUCAAAAUGGGGUGGUUUCAUUGCUACAGUUACUGCAAAAAAAAAAAGUAGUGUGCUCAGAUUAAGAAUUACUACUAUAUAUAAAAGAUUGGUUGUGCUAACUUUUCAGCAGAACAGGUAUAGCAAAAAGGUAGGCUUAAAAUGUUAGUUAUGGGAUCUUUUGUGUAUUUCACUUACAUCUGUAUUUACCUAUAGUGUGGGGCUGAAUUCAGAGUUUACAGAAUGUUGUCCUAAUCAGUAAGUGGAAUGUUCAGAAGCUUCAGUUUUGGGUUGAGUUGAAAUAUCAGAUUGACUUUUUUCUUUUUGCAAGCUGAAACCUGCCUGCAUAUUUUGCAGGGGCUGCUGGGUUUUUUGGUUUGUUUUUUGUUGUUUUUUUGUAGACUUCCCAUCUAUAACUACUUUAAUCAAAAAUUAUUCAAAUGAUUUCAUAUGAUUUUUCACAACUCAAGGCAUUAUCUAACCAGUUGAUGCCUGGAGUUGUUGUUUCAUACCUUUCUGGUUUUGAAUGUGAAAUGUCGUCAGCAAUGGCAUUACUUGCAAAGUGGUUUUUGAUAGCUCAGUUAAGUGAUAUUUUAUUUAGAAUACUAAUCUGCUUUGCAGCCUCAAGAGGCACUCUCAUAGCAGCUUACGAAAUGUUCUCAAAGUAAAAUCAUGCUAAAAUCUAGCACAGUGGAGAUGGGAAAACUGUGACCCUCUAGAUGUUGUUGGCCCAUCAACAUUGUAUCCAGCCUAAUGGUCAGGGCUAAUGGAAUUAAAGUCCAGCAACAUCUGGAGGGCCACAGGUUCUUCAAUUUUGUAGUGUAGUAACAGAAAUUACAAGGUUUCCCUAUAGGAUUAAGAUUAUUCAUGCAGCAUUUCCUGCCUUCAUUGUCCUUUCCUGGUCAUACCAGGCAGCAGCUCCCACCAGAUUGUCUUAAAUUGCAGGAUAUCACUCAGCUGAUAAUGGAAGCAGUCCUUCCUUCCUGGCAAUUGCCAAACAGCGUGUCUUCUGAGGCAAGGGAGUUGGGGCCAAGGAGAUGGAACUUGCUUUGCCUAAGUAUAAUUCUGAGUCCUGUAUUGUUUUAGGGAAUCAUAGCUAGACCAACAUCAAAGUAUGUGGAAAGCAAGUGGAAAACUUUCAUAGUUUGAGCCCAUAUCUCAUUGCCUUUUUUCUCAUGCUGCUAUAGUGACUUGUGAAGGGACGCGGGUGGCGCUGUGGGUUAAACCACAGAGCCUAGGACUUGCUGAUCAGAAGGUCAGCAGUUCGAAUCCCCGCAACGGGGUGAGCUCCCGUUGCUUGGUCCCUGCUCCUGCCAGCCUAGCAGUUUGAAAGCACGUCAAAGUGCAAGUAGAUAAAUAGGUACCGCUCUGGUGGGAAGGUAAACAGCGUUUCCGUGCGCUGCUCUGGUUCGCCAGAAGCAGCUUAGUCAUGCUGGCCACAUGAUUGUACGCCGGCUCCCUCAGCCAAUAAAGCGAGAUGAGCGUCACAACCCCAGAGUCGGUCACGACUGGACCUAAUGGUCAGGGGUCCCUUUACCUUUACUUUUAUAGUGACUUGCAUGUCUUGGAAAUACAAGACUAGGACCAGUCCUAUAGUUCUUUUCUACCCUGAAUAUUGUCUUCUCCCAGUCCAUCAAUAUUUGAAUGGGAAGUGAUGAUUCAUUUGACCCCAUCCACAUAUUACCAGAGCGUUGUGGGAAGAAUCUCUUGGGAAGGAGCACAUCCACAUUGAAAAAACAGUCUGGCCUUAAGUCUGAAUGUCACAGUCAGAACCAUGGCUAUUUAAGAAGGUAUUAGUGUCAAGUCUGUUUUGCUGCUCUGUGGUAUGGGUUAUUCUCUGUUCUACUUCAUGGUUUUGGUGUGGUCAUACAUGUUGAUUCUGUGCCUACAUAGUUCCUUAUUUGGGAACAUUCUCAGCCCGGGCUGUGUGCCCCCAUCGGCCCACCAUCCAAUUUUGUUUUGACUGUCACUGCAGAAUCCUUGUAGGAAACUGCUGUCUGAUAAUUACCUCAGGGGACAACAUUUUCAUUCUUUCUUUGUAUAUUUCCACUUACAUUUCUCUGUACUUGUCCAUGUUUUAGUAUUAGUCACCCUUUGGUCAUCGUCCAGUUGGCUACAGUUACUACGCCUUUGGUGGGGAAAGAGUUCCUCUUUGAAGAACUAUUUAUUUUACAUUCUUCCACUGUGUGUCUCUUGGUCUAUCUGAUGAUUAAAAACAAAUGCUUUGUUAGCCACUUUGACUUUUACGAUAAAGCAGGAUACACACACACACUAAGAAAUGGAUGAAGUGGGAAUUUGCAGCAAUGAAAGAUGGCUGUGAAUCAGUUGUUCGAAUGUUGGAGGAUUCAAGAUAGAUAAAAUGAAGUACUGUAUUUUUCCAUGUAUAAGACGCCCCCAUGUAUAAGACAGCCCCUAUUUUGGGGGACUCAGAUUUAAGAAACUGGGGGAGGUGGCCCAGAGUAUAAGACGCCUCCUAAUUUUUGACAUUCUUUUUAAGGGAAAAAACCUAGUCUUAUACACGGAAAAAUAUGGUACUUCUUCAUGCAGCACAUGAACUUUGGACUAUAGAACUCCCUCCCACAGGAGGCCAUAAUGACUACCAACCCGGGUGACUUUAAAAGAGGUUUAGACAAAAUCACAGAGCACAAGUCUGUCAGUAACUACUAGCCAUAAUAGCAGUGUUCUAACCUCAUGGUCAAGGGAUGCAGGUGACACUGUGGGUUAAACCACAGAGCCUAGGACUUGCCGAUCAGAAGGUCGGCGGUUCGAAUCCCCACGACGGGGUGAGCUCCCGUUGCUCAGCCCCAGCUCCUGCCAACCUAGCAGUUCAAAAGCACGGCAAAGUGCAAGUAGAUAAAUAGGUACCGCUCCGGCGGGAAGGUAAACGGCGUUUCCGUGCGCUGCUCUGGUUCACCAGAAGCGGCUUAGUCAUGCUGGCCACAUGACCCGGAAGCUGUACACCGGCCAAUAAAGCGAGAUGAGCGCCACAACCCUGGAGUCGGCCACGACUGGACCUAAUGGUCAGGGGUCCCUUUACCUUUACCCUCAUGGUCAGAGGCAGCAUUCCUCUUUUAUACCAGUUGCUGGGAAUCACAAGUCGGCAGAGUGCUUUUGUCCUGCUUGUAGAUGUGUCAUUGGUUGGCCUGAUCUAAAGGGCUCUUCUUACGUUCUUAGGUUGUGUUCUUCAGCACUCCAUUCAGUUUAACUUGCUUCUUUUAUGGAAAUACUGUGAAGGUCCUUUAAGUGCUAAAUGCAUCAUCUUGUUUCUCUUAAUAAUUUUUCUGCCUGAUGCAGUGGAGCUUUUUAUCUACAUUCCCUGAAUAACUGCUGCAGAGUGAAAGACAAAAAGAAGAAGCAUUGAACAUCUUACUGUGUGUAAACACAGUUCAUUUGUGUGCAAGGCUAUGAGUUGAGGAUAAAUUUAGGGCUACUUUUUAUUUUAAUAUGACACAGCAAGGGCUAAUUCAUAAAUAGUGUUUACAUUUAGCAUCACUGUGUUUUGACAGUUGUUGUUUUUUGUAAGAACUGGGUUGUAGGAUGAGUGAAGGGGAGUGAAAGCGACAUAAUUGUCUACACGCUUCCUAUAGUAAAGAGUGAUGAAAUUGUGCGAAUAUAAUAAUAGACAGGGCUAAACUAGCAGACUGUUGAUGGGCAGGAUGGUUUACAUGCGGGUAAUAUGUACCAGCUUCAGCAGCCCCAUUUAUUCCAAUGAGUGGCUCGAUUUGUGUUUUGUUGCUGGGACAUGGUGUGUGUAUAAAUAUGAAUGUAGAAUUUCCACUGGUAAUUACUCCUUUCAGGACUGAAUGUUAGGAUUCUAUCAUUACAUAGCUAAGGUUACACUUUGUUGUUACGGGGGACUUGAGUCAUAUUGGGUUACUGGGUUGUUGUUUUUAUUUUGAUUAUAUAUUUUGUGGUUUUAUAUUUUGAUUUUGUUCCGUGAACUGCCCUGAGACCUCCAGGUUUAGGGUGGUAUAUAAAUUCAAAUAAUAAUAAGAAGAAGAACAACAAGGUUUUGUGCUUAUUGAAAUCAGCUCCUGUGCUUAAAAUUCAUAAUAAAAACUGAAUGUUAUUCAAGAACUAAGGGAAUGUGCGGUUUUAAAAACUCUACUGCAAAGUGUUGGUUCUAAGUAAUUUAUAGCGUGGAGUUCUCAGCACAAAGCAGCAAAGUCAUAUUUCUCUUGAAAUUGGGUUAUUCUUGGGCUAUAUCUGAGCUGGUGUCAGACAGAUGAGUGCCUGUGGGAGAUUUUGGAAACAUUAUUCCAUGAUGAGCUUUCGAUUAGCUAAACAGAUAUGGCUAAAUCAGCAUGUCAUGAGCUUUCAUAUUGGUAUGGCUGGCUGGGCAAUUUUGAAGCCUUUUGUUGGCAAGCAUUAGCUGUCUCCUGCAACUUCUGCUCUGUUUUAACUAGACACAGUACUUGAAUUAAGCAAAAUCUUGUACUUAGAAUAGCAACAAGCUUUGUGAACAGUAGUCUGUACGAUCCUGAAUGCCAACCAGCUUAACAAAUGGCUUGAAAAUGGAAGGAGUACUUCCAUUUCCAUAGAAGCAGACCAGUGGUUCCCAGGCUUGUUCUUCAUGGGCCAUUGAACAUUGCUGAGGCUCUUGGUGGACCACGUAAUGAUUUUUCUGCCCGCUGUAGCAAAUGUAAUGUACUUUGCUGGAUCCUGUAUAAUUUUUAAUUGCAUUUUUAUUACUUGUUUUAUUUCUCAUGUAUUACCAUUUCAAAUUUAUAGAAUUCAGAUUGUAAUACAACAAAAGAAGCAGCAAAAAUGCAAUUUAAAAUCUAUAUAAAUAGUUAAUACUCUGGAUAUGCCAUCUCCCAUCCCCUAGCCACAAACCCACAAACAUACCAUGAGCCAUCUGAAUGAAGUUUGCAUGCAUACCACAGGUGGUCCACAGUCCAAACUUUAGGAAUCUAUGAUUUAGACCAGGCUUCCUCAGCCUUGGCCCUCCAGAUGUUUUUGGCCUACAACUCCCAUGAUCCCUAGCUAGCAGGACCAGUGGUCAGGGAUGAUGGGACCUGUAGUCUCAAAACAUCUGGAGGGCCAAGGGUUGAGGAAGCCUGACUUAGACCAUGCAUCUCUCACUGCCGUCUUUAUGAUUUUCAGCUUCCUUUUCCACUACACGUAAAACAGUCUCUCAAAUAACUUUUGCAUUUGUCUUCCUAGGUACAAUGGCUCCCUCCCUAAUGGUGAUAGGGGGCGUAGGAAAAGCAGGUUUGCUCUCUAUAAGAGACCCAAAGCAAACGGCGUCAAACCCAGCACAGUUCAUGUGAUUUCAACACCUCAAGCAUCUAAGGUAAGCACUUAAGUCUCUGAGAUUGCAAAAGGAUGCUGAUCUUGCAGAGUAUUGGUGAUUAGGGGUGGAAUUCAAUCACAGUCUUCCAAUCAUUUGAGAGCACUGCAGUUUGCCCAAUGGAAUGAUUCCCUUCUCCUCCCACUGCAUGCUUUUCUUGGAUUUCUCUCUCUCUCUCUCUUUUAUGGAGAAGGGAGCUCUGUUGAAUAAGCAGAAGUCCUUGUACAGGGCUUCUGCUGAUGGGGCUGGUUAGAUGAAUCCCUCUCUCCUGUGUUUUUCUGCCUUGCCAUUUGCUUGCCUUUCUAGAUAUGUACUGUAUCUUCUUUUGCAGUUGUUCAUUGAGAAGAUGUUUUCGGUUCCAUCAAGAAUAGUGUUCUGCAUUCUCUCAUAGCAAAUCGUUAACCAAAGCCAGACCCCACUCCUCUUACUGAAAACCCAAUUCAUGGUUAAUUUUUUUGUUUGACAAGAUAUAGAAUUUACUUAGUUAUACAGUUUAUAUUUCUCUUCCCUGUCAUGCGCUACUUAGCUAAUAUAUCACUACUGUAAACUAAGGAAUAUUUUUCUUUCUUUCUGAUAUAUCUUUUUGCAAGACCAGUUCAUCAGUGUAGUUGAGUUUUAUGUUUUCUCUUUAAAAUCCUGCCCAAGUCUCUGAUACCCAAGGCAAAAGCCAUGUGGACAGGGACUUGGAAAGCUGAUUGUGUUUGGUUGUGUCUGAAUGACAGGGGAUAGUGGACUGGAAAAAUCCAAAAUACCUUGUUGCCCAGACACACAGAAUUUGAUUAUAGUAUCCCCAAAUCUGAAAUACUCUCAAUCCAUCUGCUAGGCAACUAUAUUGCAUUAAGAGAGGAUCACCGCAGAUUUAAGGACACAUAAAGAUAGUCUAAAUGAAGGAACAAUGUGGAUGUGAAACUGAGUACACAAAUUAAGCUAUUCACUCUUAUACCAUGAUGGCAAUUUAAUAAUAGCUAUUGGAAUGUUAUGAGUCCAUGCAACAGCCAGCUGUACUUCAUAAAUUUCGAAUGUUUUUCACAAUAAAAUUCAAAUGCUGGAUCUAAACAUGUUUGCAAGUAUUUUUUAUUUCUCAUCUUACUAAGAGCAGACAGGAAAGGUGGGCUCCUUCUUAGAAGGUGCAGAGGAGUUUAGAGGUCUGUCCCGCUGUCUGUUUGUGUAAUGCCAUUGGGAGGAGUUUAGAUUAAAACUGAAAGGCUCAAGAAAAAAAAGAGCUGUCUAAACAUGAUCUGGCAUGGUAUUCUGCAGUCACUGGAAGACACUGCUCUUCUGUUGAAAGGAUGAGCUGAAAUAGGGGAAUCCUCAGUUCCUCUGCUGUAGGGGUUUAGCAGAUGACUAACUGUUGUUGGUUUAUUCUUGCAUUCAUAUCCUGCUUUUCUUAAUACCUACUUGCUUAACGAAAAGGAACUUUGCAGUGUCCGCCUUCAUCUUUAGAAACCUUAUCUGGUAAUUUUGUUAAGACAUAGAUGAUGCCGUGAGCAGAAUUUUUCUCCAUGGGACGUUGCCUAUACUUCCGUAAUGAUGUCACAGUUGAGGAACGACUGGAGAGUUUCUGGGUUUCCCCUAGUGCAGACUGCAUUAUAGCUGACUGGUGUGAGGAAAUUCACAAUAUGGCCGAGCAGCUUGAAUCUAAAGCAUACCUCCUCUUUCCCCAUGCGUACUUGCUGAACUUGGCCAUUCCUAAUGUAAGAUGUUAUUUUAGUUUGCUUUUCAAUAAUACAAGACCUCCAAAGAGCCAAAUAAUAGCAAACUAUUUAUGGAACAUACACAGUGGUUCUGUAUGAUAUUCACUCUGUAGAGGAACCUUGUUUGUGAUGGAAAUGCCGAUAUCUGCAUCCUGGAAAGAAAUAAAAUACUGAUGAUCUGAAAUCUGUGAUAUGUAAACUGUAUGUACAUUUGUGAAUUCAGAUAGAAGAAAAUAUAGAUUUCCAGAAUUGAUGGAAUGUUCUUUAUAAAGAAUAAAUCUUUGUGAUGUUAUGGGAAAUGAUAUAUUUUUUAGCAGUUAUGAUAUAAGGCGAAUGCACCAGAAAACCUCCUCUCACAGAUGAAAGGCUAUUAUUAUUAUUAUUAAUAAUAAUAAUAAUACUCUGCCGUUUUCCCUGACUCAGAGCAACUUACAGCUAAAAACAUGCAGAAGGAGAAUAAUUAAAAAACAAUUAAACAUUAAUAGAAUUAUCUAUCUCUAUCAUCUAUCAUCUAUCUAUCUAUCUAUCUAUCAUCUAUCUAUAUCUCAUACAAAUAAUUACAAUAAAAACAGCAUGGAACCAGCCCUUUCAUGAAAAGCAGUCUCUUCCCCAAACAGUGUUGGAACAAGAAAGUCUUCUGCUGCUGGCAGAAGGACAGCAAGGAAGGAGAAAAUCCAUUGCGCAUGAAUGAGAGCCCAAAAUGUGGUGCCUGUUUGAAAUCCAGUUGGUUCUCUUCUCCCCACACCCCUGGACGACUCUACACCUUUCACUUCCUAGCUUCCCCAUGCUUAUAUAGGGACAAUUACACCAGGAAAUCUCAUCCUUAUUGGACUCUGGGUUCUUUCUGACAUUCUGUUAACAGAAUUUGCUAGAUUGAUGCAUAAUAAUAAUAAAUUAUUAUUAUGUCAAAGAGAAAAAUAACUAUCAAACUUUUAGAAGACAUCUGAAGGCAGCCCUGUUUAGGGAAGCUUUUACGAUGCCUUAUGAGGAACGGCUAAGGGAGCUGGGCAUGUUUAGCCUGGAGAAGAGGAGGUUAAGGGGUGAUAUGAUAGCCAUGUUCAAAUAUAUAAAAGGAUGUCACAUAGAGGAGGGAGAAAGGUUGUUUUCUGCUGCUCCAGAGAAGCGGACACGGAGCAAUGGAUCCAAACUACAAGAAAGAAGAUUCCACCUAAACAUUAGGAAGAACUUCCUGACAGUAAGAGCUGUUCGACAGUGGAAUUUGCUGCCAAGGAGUGUGGUGGAGUCUCCUUCUUUGGAGGUCUUUAAGCAGAGGCUUGACAACCAUAUGUCAGGAGUGCUCUGAUGGUGUUUCCUGCUUGGCAGGGGGUUGGACUCGAUGGCCCUUGUGGUCUCUUCCAACUCUAUGAUUCUAUGAUUCUAUUCUAUGAUUCUAAUAUUUAAGAGGUUAUUGUAUUUUAGUGUUUUGUUGGAAGCUGCCCAGAGUGGCUGGAGAAACCCAGCCGGAUGGGUGGGGUCUAAAUAAUAAAUAAUAGAUUAUUAUUAUUAUUAUGUAAGUCCAAGACCAUCUUGCAGUCUGCUUAGGAGUUCAAGUGAUGGAAUAUUGUCUGAAAGGGAGUGGAGGAAGCAAGAAGAAGGAAUGAAAAGUACCACAAAUACCACAAAAAAAUUAAAGAACUGGUUAAGAGAACUAGAAAUCCUUUGGGAUGUUUACAUAUGAAGCAAAUGGCAAUAAGCUUAUUGUGGAUUUCCAGUUUCAAGUGUGAGUACUGUUCAGAGUGAGUGGGUGUAUUUUUUGGGGGGGGUAGAGGGGGUAGAGUCUUAAUAGUGAACAGGCACUGAUUACAACUUGACCCCUGAAGAGCACAUUUGAGGAUCCAGUAAUUUCUGAGGAAAUGGGACUUGUAUAUAAAGAAGUUCUGUGCCUAAUAUACUGUAUCACCCCCAAAUUCCUACCAUGAAAAGCUAAAGUGCGGCUUAAACUCGUGACAUUACAAAAAUUGGCUUUUACGAUAUCGCUGCUGAAAUAGUCAUACGGUAAAACAGAACGGGUGUGAGUGCCUGCACUAUUUUAAGGGAGCGGCUUAUAUUUGGGUAUUGUCUCCCCCCCCUUCAAUUUUAAAGGUGUGGCUUAUAUUCGGGUGCGGCUUAUAUUCAGACCAAUAUGGUAAAUGUUUCUGAUGUUAUCAGGUGAUUUGGAUAGAUGCUGCUGCUGCUGCAUUAAUAUUUCUUCCUUGAGUUCUUUGCUGCACGCUUUUAGGUGGAGUGCACAGCUCUCUGAGAACACAGCAUUCUUCAUGUAUAACUACUUGGGGUGAUUUUUUUUUCAUAUCCACAGUUCCAUGUUGUAGGGUUAUUCUCUUGGGAAUCAGAUACAACAAAUUCUACUCUUUUGUACAUGUGUAUUGUCAAAAUGAGGAAUUAAGAUCAGAGGAAAAUUAACAUUUCUGUGCACAAGCCUUGCUUGUUUGCACUCUCAGUUUUCAUGAGGGUAACAGAAAGGGGAAAUUGCCUCCAAUACCAUAUUUUCUAACAUCUGGAUUUCACAAUAGCUAAUCACUUUGCCAAAAGCCUGUUGAGAGUGCCAGAGGCACCUUGUUACCUAAAAACAGCUUCAACCUGAUUACAUAUCAUGCACCUUGAAUUUAAUAUGCAGAAUACUGGCUUUUGUGAGUACAAAGACAAUAAAAGUUAAGUGAGAUAUGGUAAUUAAAAUCCUUUAUUAUUUUGCAUUUCAGUGGAAAUUGAUGCCAGGUUCAACAUAAUUCUCUUGCACUUUCUUUGAACCCUUAUGAAAGAGCUUUUGUGCUUUUUAAAUCGCUGUGUAAGGUAUGGUUUCUGGAUGUCUGCCCAGAGAACAGUGAUGAAAUGGGUUACAGCUAUUGCUGUUUCCAAAGUGCAAAAGCAGAUUUGAAUUUAAAAAAAUAAAUAAUAAAAUAAAUUGAAAGAUUUUUUCAGAUAGCUUUUCUUGGAGCUUAUGGAGCCUGAAACUAAAUCAACAGGGCCAGGAAUUAUUUUUGCAUGUUCUAUAGUCAUAUGAUUUCCAAACUCAAAUACAAAAGAACAAGAAACAUGCUUUGUUCUUAGAAAUAAUUUCCAGACUAACAUUAAAACUUUCGGUUCUGCUCUAGCUCUUUCAGCAUUGACCUUUAGCAUCUGCAAGAGACUAAAUGCAAUUCUCACUUUACAGAAUAUUAAUGCAUUCUGGCCUCUGUGUCAUGUUUCUUUCUUAAUGUCCGGCAUGUAUUUCUGAGUUGUUUGCCAAAACAAAAAUUGCAUUUUUCUGUUUAUUCUGUCCUUAAUCACCCGAAACCGCAAGACCUGAUUAUUGCAAUGUGCUCUGUGUGGUGCUACCCUUGGGCCUGAUCCAGAGGCUCUAGCUGGUGCAAAUUGUUGCAGCUGAACUGUUGAUGAAGACAGACUAUCACCAGCACAUAACCCAGGCACUCAAAAUCUUGCACCAGCUGCUCAUAUGCAACUGGUCAAGAUGGUUCUUGUAUUAAUUUACAAGGCCCUAGCAACUUGGGUCCAGGAUACCUCAGGGACCACCUGAUAACUUAUAUCUCUGCUCCAGUAUAGAGGUAUCUGGGGGAGUCACUGUUAGUGCUCCCCCAUGACUCAGAUGCACAGCUUGUAACUACAAGUAGCCAUGCAUUCAGUAUUGUGGACCCAGUUUUGUGGAACUCUCUUCCAGUUGAACUUCAGAAAGCAGAACCUACAUACACAGUGCUCUGUAUUAAUUAAUUAUCAAAUUUCUAUCCUUUUUGUCAUUCUGUUCAAUGCACAGACAUUAGGGACUGUUGGGAGUGGUGCUGGCCGCUGCAGUUCUCCUCCAUGCAUGUGGUAGAUGCGCAGAAGCAAACAAGUCUGCACUUUUCUUUGUAGGUUCUAAAAUGUGUGUGAGCGCAAAAACACAUGCCUGGAUUUGGAGUAAACAUAUAUUGUUACCGGGUGUUGGUAGUUGCUUCUCAGAAGUCAGUGUAGUGUAACCCAGUGCUUAGGUUAGUGCACAGCGGUGAGUGAACGAUAAAGGCUCAUGCACUCCUGUGUUAUCUUUUUGAUAAUGUCAGCCCAUCAACUGUGGUGAAUGUUUAGGAAUGUAAACAACAAGGGCUGUUUUGAUAAUGUCUUGUGGAUAGUUGAACUUACAAAGCAUGAAAUGUGAUGUGUUGGCUCAGAUAUUGAAAUUGACCUAACUGAAAAUGGGGUCUUCCUUCCAGAUGGGUAGGACUCAUUCUAAAAGCACGUAAUGCGGCCGUCUUGAUAUGAAGCUAAACAGGUCUGAGUCUAGUCAAAGUCUGGAUGGGAGACUGCCUCAGAACACCGUAUGUGCUACGUUUUUAAGUUUUGAGGAAGCAUGGAAUAUAAACAAAAUCUAGAUAGAAAGAACCUGUCGGAUUUAUAUUUUGAAUUAUUGCAUUUGUUCUGCUUUCCGGACUCAUGAGAGGCACCUGGAGAGCAGUGUCUUGGAUAUGUACCCUCUUAGGAAGAUUGUGAUCAGAGGGAAUAUCUCUGGUGUGCAGAAUCAUGAUGCUGACCACCAUCUUAUGAUUAUAUAUAAGUGUAGAUAUGGUGGGGCUAUAUGCUUCCACCAGUUUUUGCAUUCUGCACCAGCUGGAGCUUCAGAACCAGACGCAAGGGCAGCCCCAUAUGGAGAACAUUGCAGUGAUCCAGCCUAAAGGUUACCAAGGCAUAGGCUACAGCGGUCAAGCUAUCCCUGUCCAGGAACGGCCAUAGCUGGUGAACCAGACAAAGGUGGUGCUUUCUCCUUCAGAGGAAGUGCAACCCCAUUCAGAACAGGUAACUUGCCUGUCUUCUAAACAUGGGAGCUAGCCAACUCAAAGAGGCUCCAUUUUCCCAGGAUUUAAGCGCAGUUUAUUGGCCCUUCAUUCAUACACCGAUCCAGAGCUUUCACACCUUCUCCUGAUUCAGUUGUUAUGGAGAAGUGGAGAUGCGUGCCAUCAGUGCACUGGUGACAUCUUGCUCCAAAACUCCUAAUGACUUCUCCCAGUGUCUUCAUAUAGAUGUUAAAUAGCACUGAGAGGAGGAUAGUUCUCUGCAGAAAACCAGAGGGGACCGAGGAGCACUCACCCAGUCCUACUAUCUGGAUACAGCCCUGAAGAUAUGAACAGAACCACCAUAAAACUGUGCCUCUGAUACCCAUCCUACCGCGUCAGUCCAGGAGGAGAGAGACCAUGGUCCAUGGUAUCAAAAGCCACUGAGAGACUGAGUGGAAGUAACAGGGUUGCACUCCCUCUGCCCCUCUAACGAUAAAGGUAAUCCAUCAGGGCGACCAAGGCUGAUUAAGUUCCGAAGCUGGGUCUGAACCCAGAUUGUAGUGGAUUUAGAUAAUCAGUGUCAUCCAGGAAUACCUGCAAUUAUUGAAAUACGUGUAAAUGGGGGGUGGGGGGUGUCUGUGGUGUCAAACCAUGAAAUCAGAAGAAAAUAGGCUUUACUUAAAAAUAGGCUUUACUUACUUUUAAAAAGGAGAAACAAGCCCUAGCCAUUAGAAAUUAACUCACAAUUUUGUGUUGAAUAUACAUUUCAGAAAACAGAUGUGGCUGAGGCAAAGAGAGACACCAAGGCAGUAAGGUGCAAGAUAGAUCUCUCUGACUUUUCACUCUUCUAUCAUGUCAUCAGUCACUGUCAGCAGUGUUUUUCUUGGGUUGAGAUGACAAGCUGCCGUCGGUUUCUUACUUAUGUGAGCCGCUUGGGGCAUCACAAUAGUUUCCUUUGAUCUGUAUUUAGAGGGCUAAGUAAGUUAUUUCUGCUGGUCUCCAAUAUCUUAUUUUACUCUAGCAUAACCAAGAAACUGAAGGCAACAUGGGGCGGCCUAAAUCUGAUUGACUGGGUUGAUAGGGGCAGGAAGCUGUUUAGUCCUCACCCCAACAGGUUUUCAUAGUUGCCCACUUCUCUUUUCUUCCAUGAACAUGAAUCACAAUAGUUGUGAUUCACUUGUGUUUCAUUUAGUGAUGUCCCUUUGGUGAAAACAAAAUCUGCUUCCCACCCAGGUAACUGGACAUUCCAUGAUUCUAUGGAGUGUGGUAUGUCUGCAUGUGUCUUUGUGCACAGGUAAAUUCUAUGUGGCCCAUCUAUCAAAAUGAUGAAUGUUUCCAAGUAUAAAAGCUAACAUCAAGAACUCUCAUAGGAAAUUGCUUUAUAGCAGAUAGGGGUGCUUGAACAGUUAAGUUUUGUGAAUUCUGAGACAAAUCGACCUAAUCUGCGCCUGGACUAAAGUACAUAAUGGAACUUAGUUAUUUACUGGCUUUUUCACUUUCUGAAUGUUUCAAAGGAAUUCUUGGCUUUAAAAAAAGUAUCAAAUACACUUAAAAUGAAUAAAUGGAGAGAGAAUAUGUUUAGACAUGUAUGUUUUGAGAAAAAUACAUUUUAAGAUAAGUAUUCAAAUACAAUGCAAAUAUUCAUGUGGAUUUAAAAAAACCCACACAGUUAGUAUGAAAAUGGGAAUAUUGAGGAACACAUGCAAAAGUAACAUGGACUGGAAAUAGAUUUACCUUCCUAAUACCAGGUCAGCCUAUUUGUCCUUCUAGCCUUUUCUUGCAUUGCCUACUCUGACUGGCAGCACCUUUCCAUAUUCUUAGGCAGAGGUGGGACUUCACACAGAGCAGGUGCUCUACCACUGGCCCAUGGCCCCUUCCAUAAACUGUUAUCACUCAAGUCAUUAAGAGUAGAAAGGAGAGAUUAUGUCCACAAGGUUGGGUGGGGGAAGAAAGAAACAGCCAUCAAAUUGGCUCUUACUGUAAGUGUGCAGGAGCUCUUUCAGUCUUCACUCUUUUCCAAAUCCUGAAGAACAAAUUUGUAGAGGCUGUGGCCUCCCUGAGUAAAAGCACACAGGUUGUACAUUUUGUAGGUAUUGAUUGCAAUUAGCAACAUCAAACUCUAGGCAGAUCUUCCCAAAGAGUGGUGUAGAAGGAGCAGCAUGUGUGGCAGUAGAAAUUAUGAGUUGCCAUGGACAGGACACAAAGGAAUGAUGGGAGGCACCAGCUGGUGAACUCCCAAGGGAAGAAGGCUUAGAGCCUGGGGAUUGGUGGUGGGACAGUGAUGAGUGAUCAGAGGGAGAAGACUUGGGAAGAGGAGGAGUCAGAAGCCGAAGAGGUAGUAAGGUUUAAUGGGCAAGGAGAAUCUGGCAGAGAGAAGUCCAGAAUUGGGUGCAGAAGCUUAAGCAGGAGAGGAGGGAGGCCAAGAGGCAAAGAUGAGUCAGACUGGUAAAGAAGCAGAGGUGUCUUGCCUUCUAAGCUCCCCUCCCCCUAGUCUCUCAAGACCAGGAGAGGUAUGAAGUGAUAGAAGCAAAGGCAGGCACACUGGCAUAGUCUCAGAUGGCUUGGGAAAGUUCCAGGAGAGGAGGAGACUUAGGCUGUUGUGGGAAGGCAGGGGCCUCCUGUCUCCACAACUGCCUCAUAGGAGCAAGAUCUACCAAAGAAGAGUUGCUGUUCUCAUUAGGCCUGGCACUCCUGAGCAGAGCCUGUUUCUUCUAAUACAGAUUUAAUUUCACUUACUUUGUGUGAUUUAUUGCUGGCUCACACCUGACACUAGUAAGCUAGUCUGUUUGAUCGGGUUUGGAACCAGGGCCCCCCAUCCCCUUUUCAUUUACAGAGUGCUCCUGUAGGAAAACUAUUAAAUGAGCCAAAAUCAAAACAAAUAAAGUUAAACUGAAAUCGGGACCUUUCAGUACCAAUAUUUCUGGUUAUAUUUCCUUCCUGUUUAUGAAAGAAACUAAAAAUGAGUAGAUAAAUUGAAGAGGCGUGGGAGAGAAGAAAAACAGUUUUUUUUCAAGUGUCCCUCUUGAGAGGCAGUGUGAGGAGGGCAAUGUUUAGCUUCCAAAGUCCUUAAAAUACACUUUGCUCUGUAUUUCCCAUUAUUUGCUGGUGAAGAUUGCAUUUUUUCCCAGUGACAAAAUAUUGUUGUGUUUAAAUGCUGGCCAAAUGUGAUACUGCUGCCAUAGGAACAUCAUCCUUCAGGGAGAAUGUCCUUUUUUCUUGCAAUAAUUAAGUAACAGCUGCACAUUUAUUCCAACAGUACAUGAAGCAUGCUUCUUAAUAUUUAAACCAAUAAAAUAUCAGGCAAAGGUGUUCUCAGUGGCUUUUCCCGCAUUGCUGUUCUGCCAGAUAUGGGCCAGUGCUGGUGUGUUUCAGUUCUCAGAUGGAUUUUGCUCAGCUCAGGAGAAACAGAAAUACAGUGGCUUUAGAUCCAUGCUCUUGGGUUGCUCGCAGAGGUGGUGGUGGAUACAGUGGUACCUUGGUUCUCAAACGACUUAGUUGUCAAACAAAUCAGCUCCUGAUUGCUGCAAACUUGGAAGUAAGUGUUCUGGUUUGCGAACGUUUUUCGGAAGCCUAACGUCCAAUGUGGUUUCCGAUUGAGUGCAGGAAGCUCCUGCAGCCAAUUGGAAGCCGUGCCUUGGUUUUUGAACAGUUCCGGGAGUCGAAAGGACUCCGGGAACGGAUUAAGUUCAAGAACCAAGGUCCCACUGUACUUGAAAUUCCAACCGCAUUUUUGGAUUCUCAGGCCUUGCUUUAUCCUACAAAGGGUGCAUUCAUCAUCCAGUUGGAAAUCAAUGGUGGAACUCUUUACUGAGAUGUCUCGAUGAAAAUUACAUUCAACACCAUUCUCAUGUAAUUGUUUCCCUUCUCUUAGCAUUCACAAUGCCUUGAAGUUUUUAUAUGUGCAGUUUUUUAUUAUGUAUUUCCAUUUAGACAUUCUAUAGUGAGGCACUAUCGGUCUUCCUCUUGUCUUAAAUAAAACAGCUGGAAAUGGCACUCAAGGCUUUUCUGACCACCCCCCCCUUCACUGUGCUUCACUUGAUCAAAGUGUGUUUGGAGGUCAUCUAUAUUCUCAGUUUCUUCAUCUUCCUGAACUUUCCUGAUUGAAAGCGAACCUGUUGGUAAAAUGUCAUAAUCUUUGGCCUCUUACAUGUGCAUUAAACAGCUCUUGAACUUGGAGAGGUUAAGAGCCAAACUAGAUGUUUCCUUAGUACAUAGUAGGUAGGCACUCAUUUUGUCCUCAAAGAAUUACAGGCCUUGAGGAACAGGAUUCUUUCUAAUAAGCCGAUAUACAAGAAAGGGAGACUUCUUCUUUACUCCCCCUUUAUGAUCAGAACGGAGAUUCCCACCCCACACCUCGGGACUAGAAGUUACAGAGAAAGGUCCCAAUUUUCCUUUGCUGAGAAAAAUGCUACAGUGUUUGUAGAUGCACUUCUGCAACUUUAACAUGUCGAUCUAAUUAUUAUUAUUACUAUUACUAUUAUUAUUAUUUAUACCCCAUCCAUCUGUCUGGCUUUCCCCACUCACUCUGGGUGGCCUACAGCAAAUAAAUAAUUGUAAAACAUUAGACAUAAACAAUUUCCUGAUACAGGGUUGCCUUCGGAUGUCUUCUAUAAAUCAGAUACAGUGGUACCUCGGGUUACAUACGCUUCAGGUUACAGACUCCGCUAACCCAGAAAUAUUACCUCGGGUUAAGAACUUUGCUUCAGGAUGAGAACAGAAAUCGUGCUCCGGUGGCACAGCGGCAGCGGGAGGCCCUUCACUUCUUGCUGGACCUUAGUGUCGAGACUGAACGAUGAGGUUGAAGAUGCUCCUUCGGGUAUGCUGUGCCACGGCUAUCUUUUAAGUUUUCCUCUACCAAUUUAUUGUACUUUGGAAGUUCUAGUAACAGGAAAAGCAAAGCAAUCUUAUAUCAAUGACCCAAAGAGAUUUUCUUAGGUUUGAAUACUAUGUACUGUGCUUGUGCAGGAGUCCAACAGUGCAACAUAAAUAGCAAGCACAGUUGUAUAUACAGUCAUAAUCUUAGGCCCUUCUUAAUGGGCCUCCUCCACAAGAGGUCUGGAGGGUGGCAACAUGAGAAUGGGGCAUUUCUAUGGUGGCUCCCUUUGUGGAAUGCUCUCACCAGGGAGGCUUGCAUGGUGCCCUCAUUACAUAUUUUGUGUUCAUUUUGUAUUUUGUGUUGUGAACUGCCCUGUGAUCUUCGGAUGAAGGAUGGUAUACAGAUUUAAUAAACAAAGAAACCACAGCAUAACUACAUUUUGGCUCAAUGGACUCCAUUGCCGUGAACAUCAAAUUAAAACAAGUCAACAAUGAAUGAAUGAAUCAAAACAAUAUAAAAUUGCAAGAUUGCCAAUAAACACCAAUUACGCUAGAUUUGUAUUUGUGAUCUGCACUUGUCCUCUUAUUACAGAGCAGCUUUGUAGAGCUGAGACCAGAAAACUGUUUUAUGAGUGUGAUGCCUUUUGAAUGUAAUAAAAUUAUGUCUAAAACAGUCUGUGCUUGAAACUCUCUUUCUCUGGACCAGAACCUAUAGUUUGUGUCAAGUGAAGAAAAGUGGGUUAAAUUCCAAAAGCUUUUCUGUACAAAAUUUGAACAUAGGCAAGAAAUCUUGGGGAAAGGAUUAUCAGUUGGUGGGUCAUCUCCAGGUAUGAGCAAAAACUGCUCAUCAUGGAAGUUUCCUCUGCAGUCAUGUGAGCUAAAAUGCAUGUGUGUUUAUCCUUUCCCGAUAUCCAUAGUGUAUGCAGUUAUUGCACUGUGUGGGUGUGCUGUAUCUAAGUGGCAAGUUCUACUUCUAAUCUCUACGUAUUUUUAUAUAUAUAUAUUUUUUGUAAAACCCACACACAUACGAUUGUUCUCAAAGAGGGUUUCCAACUGCGCAGAAAGUAUUCUGUGUAAUUAUACUUGUAUGCAUGGGGUAUUCUUUGACCUUACUGUGAACACAUGUAUGUGGGGUGAUGGAACCUGCUGUAAUGCUGCCCCCCACAUUAAUUAUUAUAGGCAAACUUGUUUUAUGCUAUAUUGUGAAAUCUCUUUGAGAUGCUUCAUGGGAAGUGAUUUAUAAAGAAAUAUAAUAAUGAACAUUUGAAAUGGGCUUUGAUUUCAACUCUGUUGGCAUUGUGAAAGGCAAAUGGCCGCUCUCCAAUGGAUUUCACAUUUCAUAGUCUGCAGCCUUCUUGUGGUCAUGCAGAUUUCUGGAUGUAGAGAGGGAAUAAUACUUGGGCGCUUAAUAAUUUUAUUUAUUAUUUCUUUCUGGCUUCUUGUACCCCUUUGCUUAAAAUAGAAACCAGAAGGCUGUCUCUUUCUCUAAAAGAUCACAACUAAGCAUGAGAAAAUAGCUUGAGUAAAAAGGCAUGUAACAUGUAACACCAAUGGUUCCUCAUGGGUUGACUGGGAGUCAACAGUGGAAAGUUCUGAGCAGAAUAUGAUAGGAGCUAGAACCCAGGAAGGCCCAGGCAACAGCUUGCCGCAUUGCAUUAAAAACCACUUUCUGGUUAAUUGAACAGAACUAGACAUUUUAAUUGAGGUCUCCUAGAAUACAGCGGUGCCAACAAAGGUCCGUAUAGUAAAAGCUAUGGUUUUCCCAGUAGUGAUGUAUGUAAGUGAGAGCUGGACCAUAAAGAAGGCCGAUCACCGAAGAAUGGAUGCUUUUGAAUUAUGGUGCUGGAGGAGACUCUGGAGAGUCCCAUGGACUGCAAGAAGAUCAAACCUAUCCAUUCUUAAGGAAAUCAGCCCCGAGUGCUCACUGGAAGGACAGAUCCUGAAGCUGAGGCUCCAAGACUUUGGCCACCUCAUGAGAAGAGAAGACUCCCUGGAAAAGACCCUGAUGUUGGGAAAGAUGGAGGGCACAAGGAGAAGGGGACGACAGAGGACGAGAUGGUUGGAUAGUGUUCUCGAAGCUACCAGCAUGAGUUUGACCAAACUGCAGGAGGCAGUGGAAGACAGGAGUGCCUGGUGUGCUCUGGUCCAUGGGGUCACAAAGAGUCGGACACGACUAAAUGACUAAACAACAACAACAGAAUACAGCGGUACCUCGGAAAUUUGGGGACCAAUCGGAUGAUGGGAAUUGUAGUUUCAAAACAUGGGGAGGGCCGAGGUUGAGGAAGCCUGCUAUAGAAGAACCAAAGCACCCCACAUAACUAGUGUUGGUGCAACUGGAUCAUAGUUUGGAAUUGCUUGGUGCCAGAUUUGAGUUGGCCUCUUCAUAUAUGAAACUGAGAUGGCAUCAUAAGAACUUUGGCCUUGGGCAGAUAGGUUAGUGAGACUGGACUAACCCUUGCAGAAUCCAUGCUGGUUCCGCUCUAGCAAGACUUAUUCUAUCUUUAAUAAUGUUUCCACCAAUUUCCUUGAUCCCUUUUAAAACUCAGUGUUAAUUUAGCCACUGGCCAACCCUUGGAUAUAGAGCUUAUUUUAUUAGAAGACCAGCAAUUUCUUCUUCUUUUUUAAUUCUUUAAGAACUCCUGGGUGAAUGUCUUCUGGAUUUGGUUCCCCUCGCCCUGCUGUUAUUAAUUAGCCAGCUCAGGGCAGUGUUAGAAAUUAGCCAGGCAGUAGGCGCAGGUCCAUUCGUGACCAUGUGGACAUCUCUGGAUGCCAAGCGACUGAUGUCUCCAUCAAGCAGAAGAGCUUAUUUAUUGCAUUUAUCUCCCACAUUUUCUUCAAGGAGCACAUGGUUCACCCCUGCCUCUCAGUUAAUCCCUCCAACGACCCUGUGAGGUAGGUUAGGAGACUGCUACUGACUCCAAGGUCACCCAGUUGACCGAGGGGGGAUUUGAACCCCAAUCUCCCCGUUCCUAGUCUGACACUCUUGAGUUUAACCCACUGGCUUCCUAGCAGUUGAAUAAAUAUGGGAAAAGCAGAAUGUCACUUUGAGAAGGAUUGGAAAUCUUUUCCUGGAAGCUUGAAUUUGUUUUCUUCUGGAUUGUUUUAUUUGAUGUUUUAAUGUGCUGUCAACUGCAGUAUAGAAAUGCAGAUGAUGAUGAUGUUGAUAAGCCCCAGUGAGGUGGAAAUGGCACCUAGACAUACCGUUGUGGCAACCGCAAGCCAGGUUUAAGGUGCCAUUUGUCAAUUAGCUAACUGUAUAUAUCAGCGUUUCUUAACAGUGGCUCAUGGUAUUACUUCAUAAAUUCCCAGGUUCAGUCUGGCAUCAGCAGUUAUCUACUACCUGAGACUCUGGAGACAUAGCUGCUAGUCAUUGUCAGCAGUACUGAGCUAACGGGACAGUGAUAGGCUAGCUUGACUUAGUAUAGGGUAUCAAUAUGUGUAAGUAGAAUAUUUUCGAAAGAACUAGUAGGCUGAAGGUCUAUAUAAAAAUUUACUUCAGAUGACUAUAUUGAAGCAUCUGACCUCCCAGUUUGCUGAGAUUAUUUAGAUUUUGACGUUGCUUCACUUAAGGAGACGAGUGUAGGAUGCAUGCUGUGCUUUAUAGCUGCCAUUGCUCAAAACUAUCAUUUUUUCUGUCAUAUUUUUCUUCUAAUUCUAGCUUCCAGCCAGAUAAGUCAUCUGUAUGAUAAAUGGCAGAGAGCUCCCUUUACUGAUACACAUUGCUACAAAUAAAAUAAAUCCACUCUUUGGGGUUGGGGGGGCAGGCGGUGAACGGAGGGAAGAAUCCAAACCAUUAUUUACAUUUGCAGUCUUACUGUACUAUAAAAUGUCUUCAACCUAGGCUGUAACUAUCUUUUACUGAAUUGCUUUUAGCUCUGGGGUUGUUGUUGUUUUCCAUUUCUACUCUAUGCACUAGAGAUACACAACGUCUUUGGGGCUCGGUUCAUGAAGAAAAGUAACAGGUUCUGAAUGCUGGUACCAGAUAACUAGAAUAAAAAAUAAGCACUCUUGUAGCUUAGCUAUUCCUGACACCACUAAACAAUUAUUUUAAAUUUGAUUACAGAAGCAGCUUCUUAUCAAGAAUCUCUCCACUCACAAAGCUGGCCAGGUUUUUUGUAGGAUGCAGAAAAAUCCAAAAGGGGAGAAAUAGGCUGCUAUCAUAAAAGGGACGGGGUGGGGGAGGUUUAGAUUUGAAAGAAAAGGGGAAUUAUCCUACAAAAUUUGGGGAGACAAGAAAAGAAGGGGCCGUUACAUUUGAACAUAGGGACGAAGGAAGGAGGAAAGAGCAGAAUGGUUUCCUGCAGAGAGACAGGAUCCAAACAGAGAACACUGCCCCUUUAGGAAGAAUGCAUGGGGUGGUCAGAAGGGAAGAAAUUGAGGGCCAGGGGGGAUAGCCAGACAGUAAAAAGGAGAAUAAUCUGGUGGAGGUGGAAAGGAAGAGGUCAAGGGAAGGGAAGGUUGUGUGGCACUUCUGUUUCUUGGUCAUCCUUGAACUACUUCUGGAACAUUUGAUGUUCCUCAGAGACUGAGGAGCCACAAUACUUCAGUGAAUUGAUGGGACUGUUUGAAAAUUAGCUGAGUGAGCAAGUGGAGGAAUCUCUCUGGCUGUGGAGCAAUGAUUUUGACCAGCUUCUCCUCUUCUCUAGAUGUGCAGUAUUUGUGCCUCUUUCCAUCCUCAGAUCAGUUUGCAUGUCUGCUGACACCGAUACACCUUUUCUAGGUCAGGAGAGGGUGGAGGCAGGUUCUCCUGUGUUGGACAUAGACCUUUUUGCACCUUCUUUUCUCUGACAGGAAUCAGUGUGUGCUGUGUAAAGCUUAUUUCAGGCAAAGACCCAAUUGGCUAUAUACUGGUAGAAAAUAAAUGAAGAAGCUCUUAAUGCUUUAAUUUGUCUCUUUCUCCUGAAGGGCUUUGUUAUGCAAAGUCAUGCCACUGCUGUCGCCUCCUCUCCUAACCUUCAGAAAUCCUGGAAAGCACAGUAUGUGUGGGUUGCGGUUGGCAACCUGCUUGUGAAGUGGCAAAUAAUCAUGUUUUCAUUUCGUUUUCUUCUUGUUGAUGAUUUAUGUAUGUCCUUCUUUUCUAUUUUAAAAAGGGGAGACUUCAGCCAUAAAGAACCAGCCUACAAACAGUUAUUGGAAUACACCAGGGGUGUCUAACCGGUCGACCGCGAUCGGCAGGUUGAUUCCCGGAUGAGUGUCCUUUCUUUUUUUUUAAUUCUGCAUAUUCACUUUUUAAAAAUAGUUCAACAACUUUGACCUGCCCCCCCCUAAAAAAACUCAACAACUCUGAACUCCCCCCCCCCCGAUGGGUAGAUCACUGCCAGUUUUCCCCCCUGGGAGUAGAUCACAGGCCCUUGGGAGUUGGACGUCCCUGGAAUACACUCAUCAGACAUGUUUAGCAAAUGGCGGUAGUGACCUAUGAGAAUAAGAAAUGCCUUGCUGGAUUGAACCUAGUCAUGCAUUCUGUUCUUGUGGUGGCUAACCAGAUGUGUAUGGAAAAUCCAUACACAGGACCUGAGUACAAGAACUCCCUCCAACUAGUGAUUCCUAGCAGCUGGUAUUUGGAGGCAUGCUGUCUUUGAUACCAGAUGAAAUAUAUAGUCAUCAAAGUUAGCAGCUGUUGAUAGCCUUCUGUGUCAUUAAUUUGUCCAAUUUCCUUUAAAAGCCAUCCAAGUCGUGUGUGAAGAAGUACCUUCUUUUGUCUGCCGUGAGUCUUCCAGCAUUCGGUUUCAUUGGAUGACCCCUGGUUCCAGUAUUAUGUAAGAGAGAGGAAAAAUUCUCUAUCCACAUCCCCCUCACUAUGCAUAGUUGAAUACACCUCUAUCCUGUCCCCCACUCACCUUUUUCAUAAAUGAAAAAGCUCCAAAUGUUCUUAAUAAGAGAAAUGCUUCAGCCCUUUGUUUUGUUGCCCUUUGUGGACUCAGUAAUAUCCUCCUCAAGCUGCGAUGACCCAAACAGUACACAGUAUUCCAAGUGUGAUCCCUAACAUGGAGUUUGCCUUUUAUCACAGCUGCUGCGCCCUGGGUUGGCAUUUUCAUUGAGCUUCCUGCCACAACUCCCAAUAUAUCUCUUCUGGCCACCAUCAGUUCAGAUAAACAACUCACAGGAUGCAGUUUUGGUGUUGUACAAAUAGCUUCAUUGAAACAAGAUUAAGUACAACUUGUGCCAAAUGAACAGUUAUUUUAGAAGCACAGGGCACCCAUUAUCUGUUAUUAUGAACUAAAGGCAAUCUGAAGUUAUGUGUGUAGAAGAACAUGUGUAUUAAGCUACCUAGUGAGAAUUAAAACUUGGAAAUUAUUAGCGUUAAAGGAUAUCUGAGAUGCUUCUAUUAAACUGGGUUUGCCUUGUAUUCCCUUUAUAAAUGGGCUGUUUCCAGAUACCUCUAUAACUUUGAGAUGAGAAAUUCCGUUUUUCUUUCUGAGCAUGGCUCUGUGAUUUUUUGUGUGUGUGUGUGGUUACACAAAGGUAAAUAAAAAUACUUAUGGCUUACUCAUGAGCAAGGCUAAGCACCUGUGUAGAUGCUACAUUGAAUGAUAUUCAAGAGACAUCUUGCUAUGCUAUAUUGUAAUGAGAGCAUAAUUAACUCAGUGACAUGGGUAAUAGUGUAAACAGCUGCUGCAAAGUUCUGGGAGCUUCAGCCAUAGUAAUUUUUCUUGAGAAUUUGCUUACUGCGGUUCAGAUUAAAUUCUUAACUAGAAUUUAGAUAUCAUAUUUAAUGCAUAAUCCUACAAAAUCCCCACAAAACAGCCAGACAGCUCUUCUACUGAUUCAUUCUAAUACUCAUUCAUUGGUAUAUACUGGGCAAAUUACUUGCCUAGUAAUACCAACUGUUUUAGUUCAUGUACUUGCCUGGAGUGUUGAAACAGCUCUGAAGCACUGUUAAUUAAUCGUGCUUGUUUUGGUCGCCAACUGCAUAGGUUUCUUACCUAUGUCUUUGACACCUCUACAAUUUUUGUCACGUUCAUAGUAACAGUGUUUACUUCUGUAAAUACUUUACCACCUCAGACUGCCAAAUCAAGGAAGUCCAAAUUAUGGGGGAAGACUAUAUGUUGUAAGAAAAGUUACAUAUAGGUUGAAUGUAUUUUCUUUCAAAUUUGUCAGAAACUACCCUUGUUCUCAAGAUUUCAGAUGUACUGUGCCUCAGAUUUUAUAGAUGUGCACACUAGCUACGCCUGAUGAAUGUCCCCUUUGUUAACAAUCGGAAUUUGUCUUGCUUUAUUGAUGUUGGGCUUUAACUGUUUUCAGCAGAAUAAGAUGGUUAUCCUAUGUUUGAGAGAAGCAGUGACAUUAUGCUGGAGGAAAUGUUUCCUCUCAAAAGACGUAGAGCGGACGAAAAGUUUCUGAGUGGCUGCCAACUCACUUGGUUUUUAAAAAGGAUUGGGGAAAUUAAUUGACUGUAGGUAUAUAAAAUGGCUAUUAUCCAUGAAAGACAAAUUGACCCCUUAGUAUAGUAGUAGUAGGAGUUGUAUCCUGUUCUGCUGUUUAACUCAAACAUCUACUUGUGCAACAAGACUUCUCCUCUCUUUCAUUCCCUUGUGCACCUUCAAAAUCUACUCCAGAGGAUUGGGGGUAGGCUCUCCAGAGAUUUUGGGUGCACGCAGGGGAGAUGAGAGGAAGACUACAUCCAGUUAUGCCAGCAGAGUGACAUUUUCGCUCAGAACUCAAGAAUUUCCUUGCCGCAUCUGUUCAAGGUCUACCUUGCUCGACAUUCUGUUUCCUAAAAGUGGCCAACCAAAUGUCUUUGAAACCUCAUGAACAGGCACUUCAUGGUGAAUUUAUGGCUAGGCAGUACAUUGAAUGUUCAUUAUGCAUUACUUUACUUGUUGUUCAAUGUAACCAGACAUUUCAAAAUAGGUAUAUUAUAUCAGCCGAUAUUGCAGAGUUAACAAAGCCUGGGGAUAGCACAACGUAAGACUUAACUUCAAGAACAUUAAGUGGCUUUGAAAACCUAUUCCGAGCAUGAUGAUUUAUGGGCAAGUCACUUUGACAUAAGCACAAAUGAGUUUUCGGUCUAUUUUUGAGCAGCAGAACCGAGGGCUUUCUUUCAGCAUCAGUGACAUUUAGGGACUUUUUCAAAGGCAUUUGUUUGUCCCACACCAGCAUGUCUUCUCAUACUAUGUCUUUUUACUUCAACUUAGAAGACCUUUUAUCUGUACUCCAUAAAGAUUUUAACUCUACAUCAUUACGGCUAAAUUGUUCCGAUUAUAAAAUUAUUUAGUACAAUAAUAUUAAAUAAGUUUUGGUUGUAUUGCGCAGGCAUAGCCAAAAUCAUUUAACGACAGAUAAUGGUAAAUUGUACCAAGGGCAAAGAGGAAGGCUUACAUUAUCAUGCGUGGCCCCAAAAAUGUUAGGAGUGUGUUGGGUUACCCAAAGCAAGGACUAUAGAGAGAUGUUAGUAGUGCUAACUUUAUGUUAUAAAAUGACAUAAUUUUAAGGGUUUUGGUUGUUGUUUUCGUUUUCCUUAAAAAAAGAUGAUGGGGCUACCCAAGACCUGCUGCAGAGUGAAUUUAAGGAAAGGCUUCCCCUUCUGAGCACUUUACAGUGGUACCUCGGGUUACAUACACUUCAGGUUACAUACGCUUCAGGUUACAGACUGAAAUAAACCCAGAAAUAGUGCUUCAGGUUAAGAACUUUGCUUCAGGAUAGGAACAGAAAUCGUGCUCUGGCGGCGCGGCAGCAGCAGGAGGCCCCAUUAGCUAAAGUGGCGCUUCAGGUUAAGAACAGACCUCCGGAACAAAUUAAGUACUUAACCUGAGGUACCACUGUACUAAUGUAUUAGCAGACAGCCUAGCUGAGUGCUAGAGUUUCUGUUGCAUUUCGGAUGUUUGUGCCUGAGAGCAGAUACGUAAAGCUAUAGGAAGCAGGGUGGACUAAUUUUAUAUCAAGACCACUUAAUUGGUCUUCAGCUGGUAGAACUGUGGCAGAGAAUUGACAUCCCAGUGCCACUCUCCUUUUUGUUUAUAUUGCUUAAUACGAGGACAAGUAGGAUGGGGGAGAAGGACAGAGUGGGUCAUGAUGGGGGGGGGGGGGAUCCCGAGUCUGAAAAGCUUGAAGACUGCUGAUUUAAAUGUUUUCCUAUUUGUAUUUUAGAUACUUCCUAGACAAAACCACAUAGAAAUCAAUUACUUUCACCAUUAAAGCAUGAUUACACAACCUAAUGUGGUAAUUCAAAACUUGUGCUCACAUGUCAUCUGAAGAGAGAGUUGAGAACAUCUGCAAAAUUAAUGGACUUCUGGUUGACCCUCUAUAAUUACAUUUGAAUCUCUUGAACAAGAGUUGAAGAUAUAAGUACACAAGGCUAUAAGUACACUAGGUGCUAAUGGGGAUAUAGGUCACAUCCUCACCAUACGUUUAAAUCGCUUGGCUUCCCCCAAAGAAUCCUGAGAAUUGUAGGUUGUUUAGGGUGCUGGAAAUUGUAGCUCUGUGAGGGGUAAACUAAAUUUUUCAGGAUUCUUUGAUGGAAACUGUGUGUUAAAUGUGUGGUGUGGAUGUUCCCUAUGGCACUAUUUUCCAUGGGACAGAAAGUAAAUGUUCUGGUUGGCUGACAGAUAGUCAUAAAUAUUUGAGAAAGGAAACAUUGAGCUCAAGAUGUUCAGUGGGCUGUAUAGCAGCCUUCCUGAUGGGAUGAUGUACUCCAGACAUCUGAAGGGCACCAGAUUGGGGAGGGCUGGCAUAUACAGUAUGAGAACACUCAAGCUUCCUCUGUGAAUGAAUGACCCUGUUGAGAUACAGAGUGAUGUUUCCUGGAAGCAGGGGCAGGAGCUGGAUCUUAAUACCUGUGAUAGGUCCCUGCGGCUGCUGUUUCAAGCCCCUGAUAGUAAUCAGUUUGUGGCUGUUUUGUGCUAAAUUGCAGUGCUUGGCAAUCAAAAGGCAGAUAUCUUUCCCCAUCGUUUUUUUUCUUCUCAUGGAAAAGCAGUCUUCAACCAGCUGCCCCCCCCUGCUCCCCCCCCCCGAUUGUGUUUUGCUAUUGCACAGCAUUAAGUGAUGCCAGUUGCGUGCGUAAUCGAUAGCAUUUUGGCAAGGGUUAAAGUCUUGUCUCUGCUCAUUUCUCACGAGAGAGAUUGGGAAGCUGUUUAAAGGUCUCUCUCAAAGUGCCUAUCGAGAGUAUCUUUGGCUGUCGAUACAAAAUAGAUUUGCGUCAGAUUCAGUUUGUAGUGUCCGAAAAUAAUGGAGUUAUUUGAUGGGUCUUAUCUCAUUAGCGUGCUAUACCAAUGAGAGAGUGUGCUGUUUACCCACUCAGACUCUGAACUUCUUGGAAGCAGUAUUACAGAACUUACAAACCAUCACUUUAUUUUUCCUGCUCUGAUCCCAAUUUACAGUGGAAUGUAUGUAUAUUCAUAGCUCUAAUGAAGGAUUUGGCAUUAUAGCUAUUUGGGCUCAAUAAUAUGAAAUCUAAUCUGACAUGUUUGGUCUUGAUUGUUACCAGCUAUGAGAGUCUCUUUCAGUGAGUUAAAGGAAGUGAAUAUUGAUAGUUGCACUAUGCUGGUUCAACUGGUUUUGACACCUAUCCAAAAUUGACUCUCUUAGUUUUGCAUGAAACCAUGUGUUGUAGUGAGAGGACUCAACAGACAACAUUUGCGAUGUACCUUGUGGUGACUGCAAUUAAUUUUUCACUAUCUCUCUCUGCCUGAUGGUGCAAUGAAUUGGUUGGGGAUCAAUUGUUAUUGGAAUAAUUGAUCCAUCUUCUCUGGAUUUAAGUCAGACAUUUAUGGGCAAGUAAAGUAUAAAUUUUAUAAAUUAUUUCCUUUGAAGUUUUCUGUGCAGCCAUUCCAAAGGGGCAAGCCACUUUACCUGUUCAGAACAACUGCAUGGUGUACCUCAGCAAUGUUGGCGGUUGGGGACAAGUACAGUUCAGACUGGUGGAGAAUUGUACAUAAAAAUCAAACUUCCUAUAUGUAGAAAUUGAGCACACCCUAAAGUGUGCUCCCAAACUCUUUUUUUCUCAAUUGAAAAUAAAAGUGCAAUUUAGAACUAAUAUGAAUAUCACUGUAAUGGAUGUGCUCUCUCCCAUUUUCAACCACAAAUUCAUACACACCACAUAAAUAAAUAAAUUUGGCUGUGCUGUUGUGAGCAGGUGAGAGCAAUUUAAAUGUAUAUGGACAUUUUCACCAGAAGUGCAGAAAAACUCUCAAGGGAGGGAGAUUUUGUGGGGUGGGGGUGAAGGCACUGCCAAAAUGUUUUUUAAAAUAAUGAGUAGUUUUGACUUAGUGCUACUUUAAAAAAUAUUUUUCACCUUUAUGUUCUGCAGCAUUUAAUUCUCAGUGGGAUUCAAAGUGUUUUAAGCGCUUCCAAAAUGCACAUGCUUAGCUGAGUUAUUUUUUAAAGACCUUAUCUUGCAAGAAAAAACACUGAAGAUGGCCAGGUGUGUGGCUAAAAGCAUGUGGGAAUUCUUUUUAAAAAAGGUUUCUAAUAUUCUGCUUCAGAUGGGCUUCCUUCUCGGCACUCAAAGCUCAUGAAGUUUCCAUGGCAAUAUUCUCUUUUGCUAAAGGUUACCAGAAAAUUACACUUAAUGGCUUUAUUGGCAAUACAGAUCAAUUUCACUUCCCAGAUUUACUGUUGUCUUACAACAUAGAAGCAGUAAUUCUGGCCAAUUAAUUUUCAUCUGGUGUGUGUUUAACAAAGUAGCAGUCUUCUCUUACAUAUAAAGUGGUGGCAGUCCAAAGACAGAUGGUGACAUCCCUCGUCUGUCCAUUUCACCACCCUCCCAUUUCCCACGACUGCUGUUUAGCAAGAGGACUAGACUUGAUAAUGCCAGGGCCAACCCAACCAUAAGGCACACUGCACACUUAGGUGGUGGAACCCCAAUGGAGUGGCACCUCAUGGGCACCCCACCAUAGCUGUCAAGCGUCCCUUAUUUGGCGGGACAGUCCCUUAUCCCAGCGCCAUGUCCCGCUGCAGUCCCUUAUUGAUGAUGUCCCUUAAAUUUCCCGGGUUUUAAAGGAAGCAGCUCCUCUCCCUCCCUCCCUGCCGGCCAGGGAGGAGGGAGGCUCCAACUGUGUUGCUUGGCUGCGUUGCUCACCCAAUAAGGAGUCUAAGAACGACUGGGGGGUGGAGCUUGCAUGCCUUGUGCCGAUCAAAUCGGCCACGUUGCCUGGGGACUCGCCUUUGCUCAGCGCUUCCCAGCGGAGAGGUGACGGUGGUUUUCCUUGCUGCAUCCCCUUUGCUGGGUUGCUGCGCUAUGGGAACCACCACUUGAGGCUUCGUUUGGCUGCUGGUUGACUAAAAUCCCUUAUUUUGGCUGCUGAUCCCUUAAUUUGAGGCUGCUGGUCCCUUAUUUUCAAAUCUGUAAGUUGACAGCUAUGCACCCCACCUGCCACCACCAGAUUAAAGGAGUAGCGGCGGUGGGGGGGACGGCAAUCUGUUGCUGAUGCUGGGAUAACAGUGGGAAGGCUUCUGCAGUGGCACUGGAGACUCCCAAGUAAAACGUGCAUGGAUUGGGGGCCUCAUUGACUAAAGCCGCGUGUGCGUGAUUAAGGCUAGGGUGAAAGGGCUGCUUUUGUUAUAAAAGUAGCACUGUUUAAACUAAGUUUAAAUCCAGCACAAUACUUUACAUAACGCGUCCUACACACACAUAUGCUGGUAUUUGAAAAUAUUCAUUAUUCUCAUGACUUUGGGUUUUGGUGGCCAUUGCAGGGGCUGAGCCCCAUUUAUGUCUGUGGUGUCCAAUUAAGAAUUGCUGUUGAAAAUAUGAUAUUAACCAUGUGUCACUGAUGUGAAUAGUGAAUUACCGUAUUUUUUGCUCUAUAAGACUCACUUUUUCCCUCCUAAAAAGUAAGGGGGAAUGUGUGUGCGUCUUAUGGAGCGAAUGCAGGCUUUGCAGCUAUCCCAGAAGCCACAACAGCAAGAGGGUUGCUGCUUUCACUGCAUAGCGAUCCCUCUUGCUGUUCUGGCUUCUGAGAUUCAGAAUAUUUUUUUUCUUGUUUUCCUCCUCCAAAAACUAGGUGCGUCUUGUGGUCUGGUGCGUCUUAUAGAGCGAAAAAUAACUGUAGUUCAUGCAUUUCGAAAGAAUAAAUAGAAAGUGCUGCUGAACGGGGGUGGGGGUGGGGAAUGGCAACUAGCUAUUCUGUUUUUGCUUCCGUAACCUAGGUUCCAGAAGCCAUUUCUAUUCCCAGUUUCUAACACAGGCAUGUGCCCACUCCACCCCCCACUGGUAGAAGUGGCUCCUCAGGAAGAACGAGGCCUAAGAAAAACAGGGCAUAGACCUUGAUUUUUGAUUAGUAGGAAUCUUGUAGCCAUAAAUGCAUAAUGUAACAAAAUUCUUGGUGAACUUAAUUGGCUUUUUUUGGUUGAACCUUGAGCAGUUUUCUUUCUGCAUGAUGGGGUACCAUAUACUCUUAAUUCCAUUAGUCCUGUAUUUUGUUACAAAAAUCAACCAUUUUUAGUUCAAGUUGUUAUACAGGUCUGCUCAUAAUUCAGUUUGAAUGAUUCCAAAUACCACAGCUUUCUUAUCUGUUAAGCAAAAUGACCAGUUGAACAACAUCUGUUAGUAAUAGUUAACAAUAAAUCUAUACAGUUGGUCUAGAGAACCAACGGACAUAUAAAGGGUUUAGGAAAAUAGCAAAAGUAAAUCUGCGAGUGGUUAUUUUAACAAGAACCAAAUAUUCAUUUAAGAAGUGGAGUUUGAACAUUAGCAAUAUGCUAUAGGAUAUUUAGAAUAAAUGAGAAGUUUUCACCAGGUCUUAAAUGUCAGCUCCUGCAUCACUUGGAUUUGUGUGGAAGUCUGCCAUGGCCUUUCACAAGCUAAUGAGGACAGAAUUCCACUCGCGUACCCUAGGCAGCAGAGCUAAAAAUAACUUAUUAGGAAUAUCCUGCCCCAAUUAGUUCCCUAGAGGAAAAGGAGUCAAAUUUGCUUGAACAAUUGUCAUUCAUAUUAAUGAUUCCAAAUUCUCAGUUUAAAUGGGAUGGGGGCAUUAGAAAAAUAAAAAUGGAUUUGUUUCACCGAAGCAGCAUUUUGUGCCAGACUCUCGCUUAGCGUCUUAUUUUGUUUUCCAGUUGUGUAUAGCAUUGGGCUGCUCGUUUUCUACUGUGCUGCCCUUAUUCUUAAGCAUGUUCAGCCUAGGAUCCAGAGUUUGUAAUGAUUACGGCACUUUGGCAGUUCACUCCUAACAAGCCACCUGAGUCCUUGACUAUGUAAAUCCGGCUACUAUGCCUGGUAAAGCUGCACUGACCCCUUGUCUAAUUAUAAGCAGGUGUCUCGUUGCAGUUUGCCCUUCCAUGUGGGCUAGUAGCUUCUGUAGACACAAAGGUCUUUUAACUAGUCUCCCAGUCCCUUGCACCCUUUAUCAAGCCAAGUCAUCUGUAAAGCCUUCAUCAAAGUGAAGUCUCUUUCUGACCAGUACAGAUGGUAACCCAUUAUUGUUCCCAAUUUAUUACUGCAGCAGAAAUCAAAAGGGCACAGUCUUAGGGAGGAGAGAACCCCUUAAAAAAAUAAAAAUAAAAUUGAACUUAAAGCUAAGGCAUGCUCAGAUGCACUCACCGUUCUCUACUUUCGAUGCAUUUUUUACUCAGUACCACACACAAAUUCAGUAACAUUCUGAAACCCCUGAAAGAGGAGCUUCUGGUACUAUCUUGGAGCAUCUCAGAAUGUUAUGUUAAGAUUUUUCAUUGAGCAAGGAUGCCAACUUGAAUAAAAUAUGGGGGGGGGCAGGUAAGCCCCGCCCUGCAAAACCCAUCAGAAGAUGCAGCAAACACAUACCGUUUGAGUGUCCAUUAACUUUGGGGGCCCCCGUUCACCUCAGAUAUGGGGGUGGGGGCUGAAGAGACCUCCGAGCCUAGGAGUUGGCUCCUAUGUCUUUGAAUAUUUCACAGUUUCUUGUGUGAACUCCAGUCCUAAACAAUCCUUUCAUUGUUUGCAUAGCCACUUGGGGCCAUUUAGAAUAUUACUCAGCAACAGAAUUGGUUUGUCACAAUGUACGUGCUCAACAAGAAGACAGUCGUGGUUUUAUGACUGUUGUGUCAGUGUGUUGUAGUGGUUAAGAGUGGUAGAUUUGUAAUCUGGUGAGCUGGGUUCGCGUCUCCGCUCCUCCCCAUGCAGCUGCUGGGAGACCUUGGGCUAGUCACACUUCUCUGAAGUCUCUCAGCCUCACUCACCUCACAGGGUGUUUGUUGCGGGGGAGGAAGGGAAAGGAGAUUGUUAGCCGCUUUGAGACUCCUUCGGGUAGUGAUAAAGCGGGAUACCAAAUCCAAACUCUUCUUCUUCUUCUUGUGCUUGAAGCGUGUGUUUCUCUUAACUAUUUGGGGUUUUUUGCAGUUGUACUUUACAUUGUUAGGUGUAUGCUUAAUGCAUCUUAGGUGUGCACCCAAACAAAUAAAAAUCAGUGAAAUGGCCCUUAUCAUCCAAUAGCUGAGAAGCCCUGAGAGUUGGCUGAUAUUCUUUCAACUUUCUUCCACUUCUAAUCAAAUAUCUUAACAGACAGCGACAGAACAGAAUUUAGGGUCAUUUACCUCUAGUGAACCGGCCGCCAGACUCUAUUCUCUUUUAUGGAAAGUUCCAGCUUUUGAAGCAUAUCUGUCACCACUGUGGGUUCAUCUUUCCCCUUUAUUAUGGGAGGGUCCUUAGCUCAGUGUCAGAGACUGGUCAGUGAAUGCCAGCUGACUGCUUUUUAUUUAACUGUGCUUCAGAGAAGCUGCCUUAGUAAAAUUGCUUUCAAAAAUCAUUUCUGCUUUUCAUAGGCACUGUUGCUUUAAUUUCAUGACCCUGGUAUUUCUGGAUAAAAGCCAAAGGAGAAAAGGGUGGGAUUCAACUAAUGGGUUCCAUCAGUGGAAGUCCUAUGAGAAGAUUUUCUCUUGUGCAAUGGGGCUCCCCUCCCACUAUGGGGGGGGGGGGGCUUUGGAAAAAUCCCUGCAACAGCAUGCGGGAGGAGAAAGGGGAAAUAGUUCUGUCUGGUAAGCCAUAAUGCUUGCCCUCCCAGAACAUAGUUAAAAGUUAAAAGCUAUGGGUGGUAGUCAGUUAAGUUUUACUCAUAGUAGACCAAUUGAACUUAAUGAACAUUGGUUUCAAUAAGUUUACUCUGAAUAAAACAUAGCAGACUGCUAUCCCAAGUUAUUUGUUUAUAAUUUUUUAAAAAGUUAAUUUCAUUUGUGAUUAGCUCAGCUAUCAAGCAAGUUGAUGAAAAUACCCUUUUGUUCUAAAAAUGCUUUUAAAAUAUCUGGCCAGUAUUUGGCAAAUUUUACAAAUCUGUUUUCACCUGUCACUCAGUACAUGGAUGCUUUUCAGUUUGGUCCCUGAUAUCUCUAGUUAAAGACUCUCUAGAAGCAGAAUAGGCCUGGAAAAGAUGCAGUACCUGCCUUUGAAAGUCACUGCUCCUUCAAGGCAUCUGGGUUAGAUUUGGUAGACAUGGUAAAGAAAAGCUUCACAGGCUGUUUUUCUUUUUUGAUUAUGGAAGUGGGUCAUUUGAAAAAAUUGUGUGCCCAAAAGAGAGAAAGUGUGAAAAGUGAAACUUGCAUGGUUGCAUCCAAGAUUCAUUUGUCUUGAUUCUAGCUUGGUUUGUUUUUUAAAGGACAGAUCUUUGUAAUUUUCUGUCCAUAAGCAAGAGCUUUGCUGAGGGGGGUGGGUUCACACCUUGCAUGGGAAGUACCUUAACAAUGAAUGCUCUUUGUUGUGAUCCAGAGUUGCGGCUGAGCCACACUUGCUGCAAACCACAUAAACAAAUUGAAUUAGCCAGGAUAGGGAGAAACUCGGUAAUGGCUGUAACAGCAUUUACAAAUGUUGAAGUGAUGUGCUUUUCCCUGACUCAGGCGUUACUUAAAUAAAGCAGGAACUGUCUUAUUCCACAGGCCAUCAGUUGUAAAGGGCAGCACAGUAUAUCCUACACGUUGUCAAGAAGCCAGACGGUGGUAGUGGAAUAUACACACGACAAAGAUACAGAUAUGUUUCAGGUAAGUGCAUUUGCAUGACCUAAAAACAGCUGUUUGUGGGCUUUUAUAGCGUAUUCCCUGUGUGAAGAUGUCCUGAAAUGGCUUACGGAAAUGGUGUCCUGGAGUACAGGGUUUAUUCUCAGGUGUUGCUCUCUCUGAAGGAAGGGUCUUACCUGCUGGUUCCUACAUGGGCAGGUUGCACAUUGGUUUUCGAAGUGCACACUGGGAAGCUUUGGUACAAGUACAUGCAGCAAAGUUUGUGCUUUGUGUGUCAUAUGUGACUGCACACUAACUACUUGCAUGCUUGUUUUUCUGACACUGAAAAGCUUUCCCACUAUCUCACUCUGAACUGUCACAGCUCUUUUUUUGCUCAGUGUGUCAUCCUUUCAAAAUCCACUACUGGCUUUUGUUGUUGGCAAAAGUGUAAAGGCAUUCUACAGGCCUUUCAAUAAUAAUCUUGAGCCUGGACUGUGUCCCACUCUUGCUCUUUUGAAAGCACUCCCAGUGGGAACUGGUGGUGGCUGCAUUAUUUAUACUUUCAUUUAGUGAUGCUCUCUAGGUCUUUCCAAUGACAUAUUCAUUCAGCAGUAAAUAUACUGAGUUACAGAUGCUCAAAAAUAGGUUGUUGGUUUUCUUCCAGGAGCACCAACAAAGCCAUUACUUAAACGCAUUGUUUCAGAUUUUCAUUCAUGGCAGAGGUAGUUCUGGAGUGUUUAGACAGUGGGUGGGUUCAUCAGUUUUUCUUUGUUCCUGCAUGUACCUAGAUUCAGUUAAAAUACUUUCUGCCACAUCCCUAUGUGCUUCACAGCGAUGAGAGGUCUCUUGUGCUUUCAAAGCACAGUGCAUACUAGAAUAUUGUUUGUUAAUUUGAAAACCUGCCUGUCUUUUGGAAAACUCAGCAUAUUACAUGGAGCUCCCAGUGUUGUCCUACUCUUCCACCAUGCGGGUCCAUUUCUCUUUAGAUUCACUAGUGUUAGGGGAUUAGAUGCUUCUUGGUCCAUUCACAGUCAUGAUGUAUACAGUACUAUCUUAUGCCACACAAAAUACUGUAUUUCUAUGCUGUGAACCAUCCUGAGAUCUAUGAAUAAAGGGCAGUAUACAAAUUUUAUUAAUUUAUUUAUUAGUAAUAUGCGAUCCUAUACAUAUCUAAGGGGACGUGGGUGGUGCUGUGGUGUAAACCACUGAGCCUUGGGCUUGCUGAUCAGAAGGUUGGUGGUUCGAAUCCCCGCGACGCGGUGAACUCCUGUUGUUCCGUCCCAGCUCCUGCCAACCUAGCAGUUCAAAAGCUCGUUAGAGUGCAAGUAGAUAAAUAGGUCCUGCUCCGGCAGGAAGGUAAAACGGCGUUUCCGUGCGCUGCUCUGGUUUCGCCAGAAGCAGUUUAGUCAUGCUGGCCACAUGACCCGGAAAAACUGUCUGCUGAGAAACGUCGGCUCCCCCGGCCAGUAAAGCGAGAUGAGCGCCACAACCCCAGAGUCGUUCGUGACUGCACUUAACUGUCAGGAGUCCUUUACCUUUAUACAUAUCUGGGCUUUCUGAGAAUGCCAUUUUGUACUGAAAAUGCAAGGCUUAUGUUUGGGAUAAAUAUGUCUAAAAUGAGUUGACAGUUCAUCGGUUCAUAAACUGUAGGAUUUUCAGCUGGGUUCGAUUUGUUUUGGGGCAGGGAGAAAUCCAGGCUGAGUCCUUUAAAAGAGGCCCCAUGGAUACAGAGUACACAUGUUCCACGGGGCAUUUUUUAAAAGACUCACCAUGUACAAUGGACCACAUUGGCUCCCUUUACUCCAGCACCCUGUGGUCUUGCUUUGAUCACCCCACUUGAGCCAAAGUUGUUGAAUAUCUUCAAGGAGUGAAGUGGUUGUGUUAUGCUAGAUCGAAUAGCAGACAAUGUGUGAAGCUUUCUAGGCGAUUUAUCUUACAAAUGUUGGACUAUUACAGUUGGCCUUUAGACAUAGAGGGGCUGGUAAUUCCUUAACUGUUGAACUAAGAACAUAAGAAGAACCUGCUGGAUCUGCCAGUGGCCCAUAUAGUCCUACCCUGUUCUCACAGCCGCCAGCCAGUUUCCCCCCCGAAUCCUGCAAGCAUUUUUUUUAAAGAAAAAGGGGGUGGAAAGGGACAGGCACCCGGGAAUAAAAACUUUGGCAAUCCCAUCCACCACUGAACCCGAUGUGUUUUGACAAUACACGAUUUUGGCUUUAUGCGCUAUUCCUGGACCAUAAUCCCAGCGUAAAUUGAAAGUCACCUGUACUAUAUUUUCAUCUUUUCUACAGAGGUGCUUGAUUAGCAUUUUAGUAGAAUAAAGUAAGAAGGCUUAUCUUCUCUACCCUGUCUUCCGCAGCAAAUAUUUCUAGCAAAUAAUAAAUCCGGCAGAAUUUUGCAGUUAGAAUGUUUCCUAAACUCAAAUGACACAGCAAAACAGCACAACCCUGUACCUUGGUAGUCAAUGUCAAAUAUUAGAAGACAGCUUUAAAUAGAAUUCUCUUUUUUGGAAGAAAGAAUCCAUGCGAUUCAGAUAUUUAAUCUGAUAUUUAAUUUGCUGCAUGUUUCUUUCCAAAUCUUAGAUGCACAGAGACUCAACUUAAAAUCUGUUGAUUUCCUUGCUGUUGUCUAGGAAGUUCAUAAUUCUGGUUUAUGGCAUAGCUCCAAGAAGCAACAUUAGUCUCUUCAAGAGCAAGACAAAUAUAUAUUACUUUUACUGCAGUUAAAGCAGUAACAGAAAUUCAGGGCUUGCCACGUUCAUUUUCACCCAUCACAGUGUUUCUGCAGCUGAGCAAUCUGUAAUAGUUUUUAUGCCAUAACACACCACUAAUAUCUCUUCUUUUAAUAAGUGAAACAUUCAAGUGCAGCCGUUGACAUCUUGAUGCCAAAAGGAGUCAAGUAAUACCAAUGAAGCAGAAAAUUUGGGGAGGGCUUAAGCUCAGUGGUAGAGCAUCUGCCCUGUGUGUGCCAGUGUGGUGUAGUGGUUAAGAGCGGUAGUCUCGUAAUCUGGGGAACCGGGUUCGCGUCUCCGCUCCUCCACAUGCAGCUGCUGGGUGACCUUGGGCCAGUCACACUUCUUUGAAGUCUCUCAGCCCCACUCACCUCACAGAGUGUUUGUUGUGGGGGAGGAAGGGAAAGGAGAAUGUUAGCCGCUUUGAGACUCCUUAGGGUAGUGAUAAAGUGGGAUAUCAGAUCCAAAUGUGUGCAGAAGGUCCCAAAUUCAGUUCCUAGUAACUCCAGGGCUGGAAGGGACUCCAGCCUGAAACCCUGGAGAGCCACUUCCAGUUAGUGUAGACAGUACUGAGCAAGAUUGAGCAGUUUUCUGACUCAGUAUAAGGCAGCUUCUUACAUUUCUGUGCUCCUAAAAUAUUUCAUAGAAAGGUGGAGCCAUGAGCACGUAUGCAUGCUACAAUAUAGCUCCCUCUCUGUGUGAAAUGAUUUCCUCCUUAGCAUUUAGUGAAAGGCGCUGUGGCCUAAACCACAGAGCCUAGGACUUGCCAAUCGAAAGGUCGGUGGUUCGAAUCCCCAUGACGGGGUGAGCUCCCGUUGCUCGGUCCCUGCUCCUGCUAACCUAGCAGUUCAAAAGCACAUCAAAGUGCAAGUAGAUAAAUAGGUACCGCUCUGGCGGGAAGGUAAACGGCAUUUCUGUGCACUGCUCUGGUUUCGCCAGAAGCAGCUUAGUCAUGCUGGCCACACGAACUGGAAAUACUGUCUGUGGACAAACGUCGGCUCCCUCGGCCAGUAAAGCAAGAUGAGCGCCAGGGUCAUUCGCGACUGGACUAACUGUCAGGGGUCCUUUACCUUUACCUUUUAAAAGACGUUAGGAGACAUUCAUUCUUGUGCUAAGAUAUUUUUCUACCAUGGCAAGCAAUUUCAGCUUGUCAGAUAGAGUGACCCCCCACCCACCAAUGAACCAUGCUGUUCUGGGCGUUCUCCCCCCAAAAGACCAGAAACUAUUUUGGGGGGAGCCAUGCGAGGAGAGGAGGAGGAAAGUCCCACUGAGAAGGCCUUCUGCUAAUGGAAUUCAUUAAUUGAACCCAUUGUGUUAUAAUUUGUAUACUAGGGUGUCUUAAAAGUAAUUCAGGAUCACUUAACAUUGGUUUGUAGAGUGGAUCUUAUAAAUCUAAAAACAGACAUAAGCUUUUAUACAUUUUUGUGGGGAGUGGGGGGAUCUUCUGAGGGGCUUGCUUUUAUUACAAGCCAUUCAAAUUUUGAAGGUACCCCAUGUAACUAAAACAGUUUUAGAAUGAGAGCAAGAUGCCUACUUACGUUAAUUGUUGAUUUGUGGAUAAUACUUGAAUCUACCUGAAUGUACAAGUUACCCAUAGAUUUUGCUUAUUUAAGGUUUCACAUGCUCUCACAUUGCAUAGUUCUCCAAAGAGUCAGUCAGUCAGUUUAUUGUGUUUUAGCAAACAACCUUUCUAGACACAAUGUAUAAUGUAACAGUAUCAUCUAAGGUAUUUCUCUAAAAUAUGUUUUCAAUGUCUUCAGGUUGGCAGAUCGACAGAGAGCCCCAUAGAUUUUGUUGUAACAGAUACAAUUUCUGGCAGUCAAAAUGGUGAUGAAACUCAGAUCACCCAAAGCACCAUCUCCAGGUUUGCUUGCCGCAUUGUCUGUGAUAGGAACACACCAUACACUGCCAGAAUCUUUGCAGCAGGAUUUGACUCUUCUAAAAACAUAUUCCUUGGGGUAAGUACAUGUAGUUUCUCUGCAGGCCUCUCUGUCAUGAUAACUUGUUGCAUAAACCAGCCCUCUUAUCACAACAUGAUGGCUGUUUGCUGGCAUUCAACUGCAGAUUAUUUUUUCUUAAUAUUAACACAUAGUACAUAGGAAACUGUCAGAUUAUUUUCCAUCUAGCCCAGCAUAGUCUACUCUGAGUGGCAGCAGCUCUGCAGUGUCUCAGUCCAAAAUCUUUCCUAUCACUUGCUACUUGAUCUUUUUAACUGGAUAUUCCAGAAUAUCAAUUUGGGAUCUUCUCCAUGCAAGACUAUGUGCUGCAUCAUGAGCUAAUGUCACCAUAGAAAAAUCUGGAAGUUGGAUUGAUUAAUCUCACCCUUUGCUUCCUCAUUGCAAUGUGGAAUCAAGUGCCCAGUUGGGCAAAAUUGACGAUAGAGGAGGUGAUGGAAUGCUAGUGGAAUUGCAGAAAGGCCCAUCCUUCCAUAUGCUUGAGAGGUGCUGGAACUGCUAUCUGUAAGCUUGGUUACCAGGCUAAAAGAAGAGGUCCAGCAACUUGAGGCCCACCUGUCCACACUUCAAGCCACCGGGUAACAUGAGGACAUUCUUGCUAGACUAGAGUGGACUGUCCUGGAACAGAGAUGUAGGCAGAGUACCCCUAGGGAGGAGGAAGAUUGCCCAAUUCAGGAGACAAUCCUCUGGAGGAACAUGACACAAAAAGUAGGACUAUCAGGAGCAUGCUGUGUCUCUGGAGCUACAAAAUUGAUUCUAUGCCCUCACCUCGGACACUGAUUCUUGGCCAGAGAAGCAAGAACAGUGGUUGCAGACCUCAGAACACAUCAAGGUGGCAGCAGAAGGUACAGCAUACAGAACGAUUCCUGCUACUUCCCAGAGAAGGAAGAGACGUGUGGUGGUGGUGGCAGGUGACUCCUUAUUGAGUGUUAUAGAGGCAGCAGCAGUGUGUUUCAUGGUUUCAGUUGUCUCUACACAAAUGCACAGAGUAUGAGAAACAAGCAAGAAGAAUUCGGAAUUUAUGUGAUGUGAUUUAAUUUGAUUUGAUUGGCCGGUUAAUAAAAAUUAUUUUUUUUAAAAAAAGAGAAACAAGCAAGAAGAACUUGAGCUCUUAACACAUGUAGGCUGCUGUGGUGAGACUCAUGAAUGGAAUGUAGAAAUUGAAGGGUACAACCUGCUCAGAUGGAAUAGAUCAAACAAGAAGGGAGGAAGAGUAGCAAUAUAUGUAAAUGAUGUGUACACUUGUGAAGAGAUCCAUGGCUUGGAACAUGGAAGGCUGAUUGAGAGUAGGGAAGGAGGCAGUUUUUUCAGAUAGUUGGGGCUAGGCUGUUUAGGACUUUAAACACUAAUGCGAUUUUCUUUCUGUCCCUUCUGAUAUAGAGGCAAGCUGUUUUUUUAGCCAAACUAUUAGUAAUAGUUGUAAUUGUGUGCAGAUGUUUACUUUGCUGUUCUGUGCUAAAUGUUGAGUUUAGAAUUCGAAGCAACCCUUCCUUUAUUAGCUUACUUGUGGUUGCAACCUUGAAUACCGUUACAAGUUUUGAAUGUGGAAAGGCUGAGUAAUUUAUCUUUUAUUUCUUCCUGUGGCCUUCUGUAUAGGAAAAAGCAGCAAAAUGGAAGAAUCCCGAUGGACACAUGGAUGGAUUAACAACCAAUGGCGUUCUAGUCAUGCAUCCAAAAGGAGGGUUCACUGAAGAAUCAAAACCGGGAGUCUGGCGGGAAAUUUCAGUUUGUGGUGAUGUGUAUACUCUGCGUGAAACAAGAUCUGCUCAGCAAAGAGGCAAACUAGUAAGUUGGGUGUCGGAGCCAGCCGUUACAAAUGGCGCAAUUUUGCAUAAAAUAAAGACCCAGAGAGCCAGCAAUAUUUUCAGGAUGGUAUGAGCAGCUCCUUUCGAACUUCCCUCUCCUCCUGCAGCUUUUUUAUUAUCCUUUGUCUCUCUCCAGCCGCAUGGCCGUUUGCCAAUGUCUCACGUUACCUCAUCCGGUCAAGGCUUUAACCCACCCACAAACCAUAUAAGGUCAUCACUGUCCAGAGGAAACACAACUCCAAUACAUUCCAAUACAUUGUAAAGCUCAGAGUGCUGGUCAGCCGAGGUCAGGGGGCACCCUGCAAUAUUACAAGCCUUUACUGUGGCUUUAUGACUCCCACAGUUGGGAAGUUCAUGAUAGCGGUUUUAUUUCAAAACUUUCUAGCCAUAUUUCUCCAUAUUACUCAAAUUGGCUUCCAUAUGAAAAGAAACCAUAAUUAAAAUUGCAACCUAGAUAGCAUAAGGAAUAAAGCAACAGAAACAAUACAGCAAACAAAGCACUAAUCCUCUAGUCCUAAAGAUCUCCUAAAUAAAAGUGUUUUAGCACCAGGAGAAAGGGGCCAGACAGACCUAGCUGGCAAUCCUUGAAAGUGUGGUAGCACAGUUAAUUAUUGAGAUAACAGCCCUUAAGAUAUAAUAAUAAUUGAAUAAAUAUUAUGCUGCCCGUCUGGGUUGCCCCAGCCACUCUGGCCAGCUUCUAACAAACUGUAAAACUACAGUAAAAAUAUACUGAUCCUAGGCCUAAAGCUCAAUGCUGCCAUUUUCAAUUAAGUAUAGAAGUACCUAAUAAGCCACUGAAGUUGGGGUAAUAAUUCUGUUGGGUGCCCUCACACCAGCUUCCAGCUAGGACUCUUGAUGUUUUGUACUACUUGUAGCCUCAGUGGCAGCCCCAAUAGAGCAUGUUGCAGUAAUCUCACCUUGAUGUUACGAAAGUGUACAUGAUGGUAGCCAGGUCUUUCCAUACCACUGGGAAUUGUGCCUUACUGGGCUCACAGUGGUUGCCUUGUGGUAUGUUGCAGGUUAACUUGAAUGGUGUCUUAAUGUUUUGUCCUAUCCUGUGGCCUUAUAAGGGAGGGAAAAAAUCCAUCUUGCUCCAAAAAUGGAAUGUCUCCUGAAUGCUAGGCAGAAAAUGCUGCUUUACAUUCUUCUCAGCCUGCAGUUUCUGUGAUGGAUGGUUCUGACCAUGACUGUGAGAGUCUGCAGUAUGACCUUUCUGCUUCAUUUAAAUCCAAACUUGUUGCUGAUGAAUUGUGUGCCAAAAGAACAAAAGUUUUAGAAGAGUUUUAGUUUUGAACACAAAGCGCGUGACAAUCUUGAAGUAAUUCUGGCCUUGUCUCCUAAUAAGCUGAAUGUGUGAAGACAUGGCUGUUGGUGAUCUCUUGCACUUUUUGGCCACAGUGUGUACAAUUGUGGCCAGACUCACUGUGCAUGCAUAUAUAGUGAUAUCUCAGGUUACAGAUGCUUCAGGUUACAGACUCCGCUAACCCAGAAAUAGUACCUCGGGUUAAGAACUUUGCUUCAGGAUGAGAACAGAAAUCGCAUGGCAGUGGCACGGCGGCCGCAGGAGGCCCCAUUAGCUAAAGUGGUACCUCAGGUUAAGAACAGUUUCAGGUUAAAAACGGACCUCCAGAAUGAAUUAAAUUCUUAACCCGAGGUACCACUGUACUCUUGCCAACUUGCCAUGUCAUGCCUCUGACAAAGUGGGCUUUCUUACAGUAAAUGUGUUUAGACUUAUAAGAGGCCACAAGACCCUUGCCACAACAACAUAGUAUCAUGGCUAUCCUGCGGGAUCUGUCAAAAGAUAUUACUCUUGUUUAUGCAGUUAACAUCAGUUUACAUGACACAUUGAGUGACAUGUGCAUUGUAAGUUCCAUUACUUUUGCCUAAUUUAGCAGUAAGCAAGACAACAACAGUUGAGGAGGAAAUGGAGAUACCAGGACAGAAAGGAAUUUGGAUUUGCUUUUUUUGUUUAAUCUGUAGCAGCUUGCUGUAGAGGAGGGGCUAUUGCAUCAACAUUUCUACAUAAAAUCCAUGUAGGAGAACAGAAGGAAGCUGAACGCUACAUUGGAUGUACAAGAGGCUGACAGAAAAGGGGUGUGUGUGUGUGGAAAACGCAUUGUGUGGAGUGGGGUCACUUCGCUUCAGAGUGAAUUAGCUGUCAAACCGUUCUCCAUCUCCGUCUGCCCUUUUAGGUGGAAAAUGAAACCAACGUCCUGCAAGAUGGUUCUCUCAUUGAUCUGUGUGGAGCCACACUCCUGUGGAGAACAGCAGAUGGUUUAUUUCAUACACCGACUCAGAAACACAUAGAGGCUCUACGGCAAGAGAUCAAUGCAGCGAGACCCCAGUGUCCCGUGGGGCUGAACACGCUGGCGUUUCCCAGCAUCAACCGCAAGGAAGUGGUGGAAGAGAAACAGCCCUGGGCUUACCUCAGCUGUGGCCACGUCCAUGGCUAUCACAACUGGGGGCACCGUAGCGACACAGAAGCCAACGAGCGUGAGUGUCCUAUGUGCAGAACCGUUGGUCCCUAUGUGCCUCUCUGGCUCGGGUGCGAGGCAGGCUUUUAUGUUGAUGCUGGUCCGCCAACGUAUGCUUUCACCCCUUGUGGGCAUGUGUGCUCCGAGAAGUCUGCCAAAUACUGGUCCCAGAUCCCACUGCCACAUGGUACUCAUGCGUUCCAUGCUGCCUGCCCUUUCUGCGCUACCCAGCUGUCCGGAGAUCAGAACUGUGUCAAACUUAUUUUUCAGGGUCCAAUUGACUGACGACACCAUUUUACAGAUGACCACGACAAAGCUCACAUGGUUAACAAUUUACUGUGAAGAUAAAAGAAUUUGCCACUAACUCUAGAUUUUACCUUUUUAUAGGAUUGUUAUUAAUGAGGGCUUUUCGGGGGCGGGUUGGGGGGAGAAACCAGCUGGGAGUAAUGUGGAGUGUGGUGAUACACUGAUACCUGGAACCAAACAGAUAUCAGUGGCAUUGCAUGCUCAAAAGAAGCAUGUUCAUGAUGACAUCUUCUUGGUAAAAUUGUAGUAUAUUUGUAAUAUUUUUUUCUUAGUACCCUUGAUCAGAAGAAGAAGAAAAAAAAGAUACCAAUGUCUUAAUGAUUUUUUAAUCUUGGAUUUUUUAACAGAAAUGCUUUUCUUCUAAACUUUGACAAGCCUUUAAGACACAUAUUUUUUCAAGCUAAAAGGAGCAUACAGAAUGUAAUUUGUCUGUCCUUUUCUCUCUCUCUCUCUCUCUCUCUUUUUAAUUUGCAAUAUAAUUAACUUGAAUAGUUCAUUCUCAAAGAGGAUGUACUGAAUGUGUGAGCAAACCUGGGUGAAUGUUCACUAGAUACAUGCAUUAAACAAGCCGUGAACACGAAAGGUUGGCUUCAUAAACAAUAGCACAAAAAUAUUAUGGAAUUCUGCAGUGUGGUGUUAAUGCAGCUGUCCAAAAAGAAAGAAAAAACACUCAAAAUUACUUGAAAUUUGGAGAUCGCUGUCACUUCACAUAUUAAUGUCUUUUUGACACAGAAGUUACCCUUGCAUGUUCUUCCUGUAUUUAGCAUUACGCGUGAAACAUAAUGUGGGAAGAUUUAAGAUACGGGUUAUCUGGUCCAACAGAUGUGUUAGGUCACGUUUUUUUAUGUGCAAAAAGAUUAGUUUGCUUCUGACUUUCCUGGGGCAGCGCAACUCUCUGACAGCCACUGUACUACCAUCCUGCCCUGCAUUUUAUAGAUUUCGCACCAACAUUAAGCUAAUUUGUGACCAACCUUGAGCCCCUUCAUACAUUGUCAUAGUGUUGCAAGAGCCACUUUUCUGUGACUUCAUCCUGUGCCCUUACUGUGUGUUUGAAUGACUUUGUUAUAUGGCUGUGCCGUGUUGUGCAUGCCUUUCCCACCAAGGCUGGUCUUGCCUAUAUGGCUCCAUCAUUUUCUGGUGUUGCUACAGCACCAGGGGUUGAAGCCAAUGAAAACUGGCUCCAUCACCAAUGUGGGAACACGGGGAUUUGUGAUAACAUGAAAACAGCUUUCAUGAAAACCCAGGGGUGGUAAGGCACAAUAUGCUAUCAGCCCUUUUCAGCUUUGCAUCUGAUGCAAUUUGUGUUACUUUUUACAUAUAUGCAGUUACAUUCGCCAUGUUCACAGUUUUCUGUCCGUUUCUAAUUCUGCCUUUUUUGGCUUUAUUGCCACUUGAUAUAGUUUCCCCUUGCAUGUCUUGGCCCUGUGAGCAAACUGACUUGUUAUAAAUCUAGUUAUUUAAGUGGCUGCUUUGCUACAUCAGCAAGAAGGUUUCAAUCUGCUCUCUUGCAAAACGUAAGACACGUUGGCCAUGAUGUGAUGGCUGGUUUUGGGAUACUCUUUGAGUCUUAAACAUGCGAGUCACCAAGAAUCCUCCUACAGAUGGUUAAAUAUUUGGUAGCUAUUUUGAAAUCAGUAAUUAAAAAUAAGCUGUUUUGCUGAGCUUCCUUCUAUGAUGCUGUCCAAUGUGCAAACAUCCUGCAAUAGUUUAACACAGUUUAUUAACUUUUCAGUUUGCCAUCUGUCCUCCCCACCCCCCUUUUCUUUAUUUUGAGAUUCAGAGACACACCAAAUGUUACUAUUAAAUACCCAGAAUUAAUUCAUCCCCUAUGUGGUUUGAAAUUCCUGGUUUGAAGUGGGUGGGUGGAGUUGUGGGAAAGGAGGCAACUCAGUGCUCAUUGUGAACUGACUGGGAUUUCAUGUACUAUAAUGCCCUUACCAUAUUCGCGUUUUCAUCUGCUUGGGGUAUUUUUAUGCUUCUCCAUCCCCCCCCCCACCACCGUAUUUGUGGUAUCAGAGGUAUUCGUUCUUCAAUGUUGACAUGAAAAAAGAACCCACAGGGAAAAAUUAAUUGCACAUCUGAAGUGAUUCUGGCAGUUUGGAUCUCCAUUUUGUUAAAUUCACAGCAACCCCUUGCUAUGUGUGUGCCCUUUGUAUAAAUAUAUAAUUUAUAUGAUUUUAAUAUAUUGUGUAUAUACUUGAACUGGCCUGUUCAUAUUUUGGAUGUAAUAUUGUUUUAUAGUUAACCUUUUAAACAUUUUCAGAUGUUCAUUGCCCACUGGGUGAUGGGGCAUGUUGUUUUUAUCUGCUGCUGUUUAAUACAAUUUUGCUGUAUAAAAAAAGUUCAGCAUUUUAAGUUGAUGCACCAAUUUCUUUUGUUUGGAAAGAUUUCACUCACUCUGCUGCAUUUUCUGUCAAAUGCCAUACUCCGUAGCUUGCCUGCCCCACUCAGUAGGUUGGGAAAUAGGGCCAAUUGUUUUAUAAACACUUUGUCCUAGUGCCUUUUUAAAAUGAGUGCUCCUCACCUUUGAUAUUCCUCAAGACAAAUGUGUAGCUCAAAUUCUGACGAUAACCCUGUUUUUGUGUCACGGUUUGUAACCCCAUCCUGAUCUUUUAUCAUAGGUGCCUCAGACCCCUCCUUUAUUCUGUCUGCUGCUCCCCAGGCUCUGUUAUCAAGAGGCCUUUUGCCGACUGGCAAAAUAUCAUAAAAUCAGAGUUUUGAAAUCUGCCUUGCUUGCCAACUUCAAGGGCAGACAAACACAGUAGUGAUGACUCAGGCCCUGCUCAGGUGUAGAAUAUUCCCACAAUUAGGUUUCCUUCCAUGUGUGAAUGUAUACCUAGAGAUUGUUCCCACUUCAGUUGUGGAUUACAUUGAAGCUACUCCAGACUCUUUCAAGAAGGAUCCAUUGGACAGUCCAACCUGUGAUUCUGAAUCCAUUUUUGUGACCUAGGUUCCGCACGGUGACAGGUGCACCUAGUGGGUGGAUUGCUAGUGGGCCGCUUUGAGAAACAAGAAGAACUGAUUUACUGUAACAUUAAUGUCAAAAGUGUUGGAUUCACCCCUGUUUUCAUUGCAUUUUUGUGAGAAAGAGAAUGAUGUUGGAACAGUUGGAAGAUUUCCCAGGUUUCCAUAAUGCUCAGGCUGUGUUCAGUAGCUCUGAAGCACUGACUUCUCUGUCAUGCUCAUUUCCAUAAAGUUUUCCGGUGUUCUGUAUAUCCAAAGAGUUGUCCAAAUUGCAUUGCUUUUCGCUCUUCCCGUAGUUCCUAUACUUCCUAGUUGAAGUUUAGAUUAUCCCAGACUUUACCGUGAAUGGCAAAACUAGUGUAUGAGAUCGCUGUUGUGCUGCCAUGAUUGUCAGUGUUUGAGAGCACAUUGAAUCUGGACCCAUGCUCCAAUGCUGAUUAGCACGAGAAACACUGAAGUCAGAGGAGUUAAGUUCUCUCUGAAACAAUCCAGAUUUUGUUGAACAAAGUCUCAUUGUGGCUAACACGAGCAAGUGAUACUGCUGACGUGUAGGGCAUAGGUAGACUUCACAAUUUUUUGCCAUUGAAAGCUUUCAUACCUCCAUGUUGUAAGACAUCUGACUGGUUUAGUAAACGAUAGUUUUACCUAUGUUGUGUGCAUCUGUCUCCAAAAGCAUCAUAACAAUAUGAAAUCUGGUUUUUUUCCCAUUGAACUGUUCUUGUUUAGCUGCUUCCAAACAAGCUUUGGCUAAACUCCAACUUCUGGCUCUAAACGUCUUUUCCUGCUGAUGCUUGUAUGUCUUUCUCACUAUUUCUAGGUAGAAAGUACAGGAGCAGUUAAUGUCUGUAGAGAGGAAGUUCAUUUUGAACUAUCAUAUUGCCUAAGAUUGAUUUAUGAUGGCUACACGUUCCAUGGAAGUUGGCUCUCCAGUUCUGGAUAACCCUUUUUGGUGCACCUGUUUUUAGAGAAUAGCCUAAUUUAGAAAAUCCAUAAUAACUUACUCUUCUAGCCCCUGCUCUCCUUUUUGCCCCAAAUUUGAUUUUAAAUGGGCGUGCCUUAACCAGUCAUAUCAACCCCAUGAUCCAGACAACUCUGGAAAAUAAUUUGAGCCCAGCAGCAACUUUGGUCCCUUAAAAAUUCAGUGAACAGUCCUAAAUUGUUCUUGAAAUGUAACUUUCCCUUGCAGAGAUCAGCAAACCAUUUCCCUUUAAAAUAAGCAAAACAAAAAACAAAAAUCCCUAUCGAUCCCAAGUUGCUUAUGCAAAUUUCUCCUUGGCUUCACUGAGAAGCUUGCUUGGGGGGAAAAAAGAGCAUUCAUUGUUUUGAGAGAGGUGGUUGCUUUGCAGCAAAGCAAGCAAGGAGUCUUGUGGCACCUUAAAGAAUAUCAAAUUUAUUGCGGCAUCAGCUUUCAGAGACUCAAACACACUUUGUCAGGCUUGAUGAGCCCAUGAAAGCUUAUGCCGCGAUAAAUUAACUGGUAUUUAAUUUGCCCAAGACUUUGUGUUGUUUAGAGCACUUUCUAGUUUUUGAUAGCUGUUGAUCUUGCUGGCGCAGAAGAUGCACGUGAUAAUUGUUUGAAGGGCAAUCUGGAAGGAAGAGCAAAGCAGAGCAGUGGGUAGUUGUGGAAUCUGAGUGAUUUGGGAUUUUAACCUAGCCAACCUGUGCUGUUUCUUGAUCAGAAUGGUGGUGGUGUUUAACUUUGUCAGAAAAGCCUAUUUCAGAGAAAGAAAAGCGAUCAAAGUACUUGAUCUGCUCUGAGCCAUAAACAGGAGGUGACUGAGGGGUGAGAUGGUCACCCAGAAGUUGUGAAAAGCAUUUAUUUUAUUUUAUUUUGCCACAUCUCUUCCCCAACAAUGGCAAUACCAUUUCAGUCUUGUUUCAGACCAUAGCACACAGGCUCUGAUGUAAGUUUCCAGAUACCUGCUGAGUACUGUCUUGAACAAGCAGUGGCUUUUCCCUCUGAUGCCCCCUGCCCAGCCUGAUCUUCAAGGUUCUUUCAACGAAGGUGCCAGCGAUGGAAUCUGAGAUUGUUUGCCUGCAAAGCCAUGCCUUUGCCAAUGAGCUAUGGAUUUUCCUGAGACUCCUAUGGUAGUUUGCCAUGUAUCUGAGAGAGAUUUCAGCAGCAAGCCCUCUGCAAACGCAUUUCAAGGCACACAUUUUUGACAUUCUCCUUGUGAACUCGGCACCUGGAUAAAAUUGUAGCAUGAUCCAACAAGUAAAAGUAUAUUUUUGCUAUGCUCUAAAUACAUUUCUUAAAAACAAAACAAAAACCCAAGCCCAAAUUUCAGAACUGCAUCUCAUUCCCAUGAGCCCACUGGGAAUGGGGGUAAUGGCAAUGUUUACUUCAAAAGUGUUACCAGCUGUUGAACGUUCUGAGUUAUGUUUGUGAAAGCUGGCCUUUUAUAUACAUCAAUGUGAAUGGAUAUUAACACAAUUUAACUGUUGUACGUUUUGGAAGUACAAGCCAUUUUACAGGAGGGGGGGAAUAAAAGGUAUUCGAGUAUUACCACCUGA